This is a messenger RNA of Cinara cedri, 83126 nucleotides long. The record is from the annotation of a GenBank genome assembly. NCBI's taxonomy places the organism in Eukaryota, Metazoa, Arthropoda, Insecta, Hemiptera, Aphididae.
ACGGUACGCGUUCAGUUAUCAGCCGGCCGCCGACCGUUGCGGACGUGCGUACGUCUGUCCGUUCUGUCCAGUUGUCUACUUUUACGCGUGUUCUUGUUUCUGUGUGUGUGUGUGUGGUCGUUUCUGUGCGUUUGUGGGCCCGCGUGAGAUCGUCUACCGGCCGCGCCAUGAAAUCGUACGCGACGUCCACAAUCGUCGCGGACCGGCCGCGGUGACCGUCGAACCCGUUUGGUGUUUUUGUUGUGUUUUUCAAAUUUGUAACGAACUUCUCGCGUUUACUCGCGGGAUCUUCUCUCCGACAGCAGCGCGUCUCCUCGCCAUGCCGUUCGUCCAACGUGUGGUCGCGCCGGUCCACCUGAGCCGGGUCAAGCUGCACGACGAAAACGGCACGCCGACCGUCCGGGACCGCGAGCUGGACGCCGUCACCAAUUGCGCUCUAAGCAACGCGCUGCGGCAAAUGGCCUCCGUGGCCGCGCUCGCCGACGAGGUGUUCCGCGUGCUCCGCGAUCAGCUGACCGACGUGGCCACCAGAUCGGCCAAUCUCAAGCACCGCGUCCAGGCCCUCGGCCACUUGGUCGAGCUGGCCGACCCGAAAGCCGUCACAGUCCGUGAGUACUUUUCGAAUUGCGUUUAUUCGGUCGUAAUUUUUUUUUUAUCUUAUGUAAACAACGGCCGUUGGUAAAUUGGAUUUGACGGGGGUGGGUGGUAGUAAAAUAAUUAGCAUUGUUUUGUUCGUCCGUUUUUUUCGAACACCCGCGUAAGAUUGUAACCGAAACGAUUAAUCGGCAUUAUAAAAAAUAACGAAUUAAAACGGACUUAAUACCAUUAACGCACGAAACUCGGUGGCACCUGGAAACGGUAACAAAAAAAAACUAAAAAGUUCAUGAGCGAACGAUACGAGUAGAACAAAAAACAAACGUGUUAUAAACCCGACUGACUACUCAGAUUUUGUUUUUUUCGGGGGGGGGGAGCGAACGGAAUAAAAUAUGUUCCGUUUGCCUUCGCAUACGCAUAACGUAAUAUUAUAACAAACGGGGCACAAGUGGGCAUCAUAUCGUCGGUCGCCACUUAAGUGCAUCGUAUUGUACUCGACGCGGUGUCAGUAACGCCGCGUCCGGAAAGAGAGAGAGACAGAGAGAGAGAAAGAGAAAAAUCAACGGCUAAACCCGCUGUGCCGGGCCGGGGGUACGAUCGGUUAAGGGAGCCGAUAACACACGCACUCGAUUAUUACUGCUCGCAGCUGCACCACGGCAACGAACAAACGUACUCGAGGUGACUGUUUCCCCCACCCCUCCCCCCGUUGGGCCACUAUUGGGCCCCUUGGGCCGUUUGGACGAAUAAUUUCGAAACGAGUAGUUGAUCGUCCCGAAACGAUAAGAAUAAUACGGCUGCCGAACCGUGUCUAACGAACGGGGAUCGGAUUUUAUAGCGUCCGCUAAUAUUAUUGUCACGGGAUGGGUACCUAAUGAAUAUUUUAUAAUAACGGCAAAGCGAGCUAUACAAUUCGAUAUUGCUAUAUGUUUCUUGUCGACCUGUCCGUAGUUUUUUUCGAUUUCACAGUCGUUCAGAAAUAUCAACGAAUAACAUUGUAAUGUUUGUACGGAACAAAAGUCGUUAAAAGAAUUUUUGACCGCGAAAAUUGGAUAAAUUUCACCCAAGAUCCCGCGCCGUAGGGAAACACGGUUUUUAUCCCCGGUUUGUAGAUUUCGAGAUAUUUUCGACGGGGGCGGGUGAGAAAUCGAAUCGAGGACUCGAGGUAAUAAUACUUCGCGCCUCCACUGAGUACUGCGCGUAUUACAGGUACACGUUCGGUCAUUGUGAACCGCACAAAUCGGGCCGAAGAACGUCCGAGAGAAAUAUGGCGCGACGCGGUUUUGGCGGGAACACGACUGCACCCGACGCGCGUUUGUCCGCGGCCGUUCCUCUUGAUCGGCGAUUUUCAACCGGGGGGUCGUAACCCACGUAUGGGUCGUAUGGGGAGCGAUGCCGGAGAGUCGCCAAAUAUUGUAAGUAUCGUGUAAAUUGUAUAGGUACCGUAGUAUUCGAGUUCUAUUGAAAAGAAUUUCGACGGGUCGUAUUUUCGUGAAAAAAAAAAACAAACUAUAAGGGUAUUGUGAUCCGUAAAAGAUCGAAAACCACUGCAGUCUAAUAGAUAGCAGCCGCGUGCCUGUGAAAUUGAAAACGUUAUUUAACGUAUAGCUACGUAGCGCAGUUGACGGGACCGUCCGACUUCACAAAUUAUAAGGUCCCGAUUUCUCAGAAAUCGUCGGAAAUCGAAAUGGUUUAGAACCGAUGCGUAUCCGAAGUACAAGUUCUAAAUCCUAUUUGAUCGUCAAAGUAGACGAGUGAUGUCCUGCAGAGAGAUGUCGUCGAGUUACGAGACGAAAAUUCGUAUUGGUAAAUUUACGUGUUCCGACGCCCGUUGAAUGUUCUCUAUGAAGAGGAGUGGUGUUGGGAUGGCGGUGCUUUAAAAUUAUCCCCGAAAACCCGUGAAAUUACGUUAAAAAAUUUCGGAUAUCCGAUGGCGCCGGAUAACCUAGUGGUUAGCACGCGAGACGGUUGUUCAGACGCCACGUUCGGCGUUCGGUUUUCGCGGUACAUAGAGUUCGUAAGGGCGCGUCCGGGUGUGCCGUACCAUUCGGAUUUCUCGGGUCGCUGUGUGGCGUGCAGGUCUCUAUCCGUCCCGCCGUAAACCGGUGUUCCCCGGCGGUCCCCAUAUGUCUCGGGAUACGCGUGUAUACUGGCUGUCCCAUGUGUCUCGGGAUGCGCGCGCGUUGCCGAUCCCUCCGACAGCGGAUCUCGGGGUUCACACGCGGCCGCCGACGGUUAGGUUAGGUUAUGGCGGUUCGUGAUGGUCGAAAUGUACAACACUAUAUUUACGGUUCGGAUAUCUAUGAAAUCGCGUAUUUUUUGCCGCCGUUUAUCCAGAUCAAUGCCGAUCUGGAUACGAAUUUGAUUCGUACGUUCUACUGAAUCGAAUAAUACUGUUUUUAUUUCGCAUAUUUUUCCGUACAAACUCGCCCGCGAGAUUGCCGUGAAGAUUUAUUUUGAUAUCCCGCCCCCUCCCCACUCUAAAAACAUUCUCAAUUACGCCACCGCAGCGUGGUCCUUUGCUGUUUGUUCGUAUCGUAUCGCGUUAAGCCGCCCCUUCCGUUUAUCGAGUUCACUUGACGCGUGCCCAUAAUUAUUACAACGUGUUUCGAUAAUUUCCGGGAAAAUGUUUUCCGUAUCGACUCGCGGAGUUCGAAUAGGAUAUAUUCAACGAGGGGAUUUACCGAUGACCAGAGUCCGAAAGAGAACGCGGAUAUUGUCGCGAAUCGUAAAUCCGCGGCCAGAGUCGGCGCGUAUAAUCAGCGCGUGCCCGCCCCUUAUUCACGUGUAACUCGUCCGUAUUUGAUCCGGGGGAGGGGGGUGAUUUCCGGGCGGUGUUCCUGUGGUAAUUUUAAUAUUACGCUUCGGAUAUUUCCGCGUGAAAAAUCGCGGCCGUAUUGUCGAAAAGUUUUUCAAAAAUAAAAAAAAAUUCGUCACGAUACGUUUGUAAUCACUGCCCGUUCGUGUAGCGAUACAAAUUUUCGUAUUAUUGUGUUUGUUUCGGUACCUAAUUAUUUUUAUUAUUAGAAACUUCGCGGUCUUCUUGUAUACGAUGUACAAAUACAUUUUUUUUCAUUUUUUCGCGAGUAUUUUGGUCGUUUUAAUUUUAAUUUUUGUACAACCGCAGUGUCUGUUUUCUCGGCAAACUGCAGAAUGAACCGCGAGCAAGACUUAAAAUACGUCACGUGUAAGGCACGGGAUGUAACAACAGCGUACUCAUGGGAAAAAAAAUGUAUAAGUGUAAACCUUACAGUCAGUGGCGUAUCCAGACAUUUUCGACGGGAGGGGAUGUAUGUAGCAAUCGUAAGGCCGUGAAUAAAUCGAAAAACCGUCCUCUCCACCCAAUUCGACUAUGAUGAGAGUUAUUAAUUUAAAAGACGGUUCCUAAAAAAAAAAAAAAUGAAAGAAAAGCCAAUUUCCGCCUAUAUUUUACGUAUCCGCGAAAGAUCUGUCCGACUUGGCGUCCGUUUGACGCGAUGCGCAUGUCCCGAGUAUCAUAUCGAUAAUAUUAUUUUUAACCGAAUCGGCGGUUAUUAUGCAUGGGGUAGGCGCGUCAAACGCGUCGGUAUUAUAACCGUCGAUUCGGAAUAAACACUCGACAGUAAUAAUAUAAUAAAUAAAUAUUAUCAAACCGUAUAAAUUAUACCCGGCGGCGGCGGCGGAAUAAUAAUGAAUUAUUACCCGAUUGAGACGUUUGCGAUAAAAGUCGACGAGGCCGCCUCGGUAAAACGCGUACGCAUUAUUAAUAUUUUAUUUUUGUUUCGUCGUCCGUCGACACUAUAUAUUAUUUACUAACCUGAUAAAACCUGGAAUUUCGUUAAAAGGCCGAUCGGAGGGUUUCGGAAUAUUUCGACCGGACGGACUUUUUACGUCGAAAUGCCGGUAAAAAACCUACGUGAACACGUACCGACCGCGUCCCGGGUUUUUCUCGUUAGCGCGUUCGUCUUGGUUAUUGCGCUAGCGAUAUACUUAUCGGCUCUCAAGUGACGUCAUUUGCAGCAUGCAAAGGUAGUACGAAAAUGCAUCCCGCGAGUUUUUUUUACCUCAUUUAGAAUGUGCAGUAGAUCCGAAUAAUUUCACGGAAUUUUCAAUAAAAUAAUACAAUCGUUUUGUUCUAAUAAAUUAUACAAACAUGUUUUUUUCGUGCUUUUAUCGCAAUAAUUUAGCGACAAUUGCGUAUAGAUAGAUAUGAAUUUUAAAGUUUAACGUUUUUAUAUGAAUUAGCACCGAUUAUUGCCCAUUUUUUCAUUGUUUUAGAAUAUUUAUUGGUAAUAUAUUAUGGAAUAGUGAAUUUUUUUUUAUUAUCUAUCAAAUCGUGUCGAGUCUAGUUUGUGCAAUUUAUUAACAGUAUUAAUCAAUACCUAUACCUUUCUUCAUUUAUUUUUAUUUAAAAUACAUAUACUGAAAUAGGUUUUUGAAUAAUGUUUAGGUAUUAUCAAUAACCAAUACAAAUAUAUGUUAUAAUUGAAAAUUAAAAUUAUAUACCUACGGAAAUUUAUUCAUAUUUUGUCCUUUAUAUGAUAAGCGAUCAAGUAAGCUGCUUUACCAUUGAGUUUUCAACAUUCGUUUUGCAUAUCAUGAAAAAAUUUGAAAUGAUGUCCCUGAUCGACUCGGUGCAAUAAAUUGAAUUUACAAGCUAACGCAACUUUUAACUUUGAUAUUUUCUUGUACGCUACGAUAUCAUUGCCCGGUGUUGACGGCUACGGCUAUCGGUUUCACGAUUUCGCCAUCCAACGCGUGUUACUCUCAAGUUUUAUAACAAUACGCAAUUUCGAUUACGGCGAGUGAAACGGAAACCGUAUGUACAGCCAAAAAAAAAAAAAUCAGUGCGAUUUGAGAUGGAUGCGAAUUUCGAUUGACAUUUUUACACAUUUUUUCCGAACGUAUAUAUAACCAAAUCAAUGGUCACAUUCUCUUAUUCGAAAAGUGCCGAUUUCAAAAAGGCGAUUAUUGUAUUUAGCCAUUUAUCCGUCAUUUAUAGCCUUCUACGACACUUGAUGAAUGAUGUCGAUUCCAUUUAGAAAUGUCGGUUAGCUUUUGUGAUUUAUAGGACCCGACCACAGUAUGGCUCGAAAAAAUAAUCUAGAUGCAAUCCGUGUGAAAUAAAAGGAAAACAUUUGCCGUGCUCUGGCCGUAGUAUCCCGGGCGGUUCUGGGAUGGGAAAAAAAACGGAUAUCCAUAUAUACGAUGAUUAUUCUUGUAUUAUUCUAAGUCGUCUGUAAAACAUACCGCUGUUUUCGAAUCUGGUGUUUGCGCCUGAGAAAAAAACUUAUAAUUAUACGCGCGCCACGGAGGGUAAAAUGUCGUGAAUAUACGCGCGAAACGUGUAUUUCGGAACCCUCUCCGAAAAAAAAAAAUCUCAAUUUCAAUCUCAAGAGUUCGCCCGGCCGAAGCAUUCCGCGUUAACCGUUCGAGUGAAACACGUAUACCUCUACUAUACUGCACGUGCAUUUCCCUCCGUUUAAUUAGUGCAGAACGUUCGGCUUUUUUAUUGUUUUGUUUUUUUGAACACGCGAUCUGUUUAUAAAAAAAUAUAUACGUACGUUUCCAUACCUCCGGCAGAGUGUAACGGAAAUGACCUAUGGCAACUUUAACGGUCGGUCGAUUGACGACACCGACGCCGCCGCUGUCGUCGUCUGUAAUUGUUGUGCAACGCGAUUUAAUCUCUUCUUACGGGUAUAGGUAGAAAAAAAAAAAACCCAAACUGGUUUCGGACGGACAUCGUCGCGUACAGUGGAAAUUUCAGAAUGUUUCUCGGUUUUUAUUCUUUUAUAUGCAUAUACCUAUAGCUAUAAACUCGCGAGCUUACGGACUGACGGUUAUAUUUCGAUCUUAUUAUUAUUUUUUUUUUUCGUAUUAUUAUUCGUAUUUUCGACUGUACACCCUGCGUAUUAUGUAUACAGCUCGCCGCCGCGGCAGCUGGUGUCGAUUAUUAUAAUACGUUAAAAACAGCGGGGACGCGCAUUAUAUACGAAACGGGGCUCACGGUUUUAAAAAACACAAAAAACAACAACCGGAUCUACACGGGGAGUGGUUUCGACCGCGAGACACCCUUUACAUUAUUAUAUUCGAAUGCGAAAAAACGCUGCAGCGUUUAACGGACAUAAUAUUACAAUAACAUCGUAACGGACCGGACGGAUGACCGUUUGUUGCGAAUUUAUAAUUAGACGUGUGUGCGGGUAGCCGUGUGAUGAGAUGUUUUGGGUGUUCGGAACACUCCCCUCUCACUUACUGUCGGUCGCGUUCAAGCCGCAAAUAAAUCGCGUGUUACGGGUUCUAACAAAAUGCCUAUGGCAAAGAGAAUAAUGGGCGGGCCUUAAAAACACCGUACGAUAUAAAAAAAAAUUUUAAAUUCAAGACGUCAGACAGUGAAUGAGACGUUACGACGAGAGACGAUUAAAACGCCCGUACGAUUGUAUACAAUAGUUCGCAAAGGUGUUUCGGAUUCGAGUUUUCAUUGUGAAUUACAGAGUUCAUAUUAUACAAGGGCGGGUUUUGAAUUUUCGCACGGGUCGCGAUAAUUUGUAAGUUGCUUUGUGAUUCUAUAUUGUAAUGAUCACGUUCAGUAUCGACCGGGACCCACAAUAAUAUGUGUGCAAUGUGUAUGGGGGGGGGGGCGAGGCUUGAGAUUUAUAAAAUAUCUUCAUUCGACUACGGACCGUUUUUUUGUGCAGAGAUUAAAUGUGUGGUUUGGUGCAAGAAGAGCUAACGUCACACUUUGUGAAAUGGGCUUUAAUAUUACAUUUUCUUGCGAUUUUCAGUUUUUACAAUAACUUAAAAAAUCGUACACCUUUUCUUUUUUUACUUCUAACUGAUUUAUUCAAAAAUAAAAUUGACAUUGGCCCUUCUUGCACCAAGCCACAGAAAUAUAGACUGAAGUCGGUUAUCGCAGACUGCUGUAGUGAAACAAUGAAAAAUAACCGUAGGUACACGUCGUAGGUGUCGUAGGUACACCAAGUAAAUGUAUACCGGUCCAAACGCCGGAAAUAUUGAAAUGUCUCCGAAAAUAAAACCGACUUUCGACCUGUUGAUUUUCCAUCGCACAGAAUUCGCGUUGCGAUUUAUCAACGCGAUCGUAUGCGUUCGUGUAGUAUAGGACGUGCGAACGUCCCCUACCACAUCACGGCGUAGAAUUCAAACGUGCAAAACACCCCCGACCCCUCGGUUUUAAAAGAAAUAAAAAAAAAAAAUACCGGAAAAAAAUCGCUGGCUACGCGCCUGACGCGGAUGUGUACGGCGGUUCGAAUCUGGAACGAUUUCAAAAUACAAAUGCGCGCGCGCGUUUUCUACGCGAACGAUUCAUCGCGCACAAAUUGCCGCAGUAGGUCGUGCGGAGUGUGUAUAAAUAUAUGUGUGUGUGUGUGUAUUGUAAUUUGUGUUUCGCGUAAACCACGCGUAACAUAUUAUCAUCAUCGUUAUUAUCAUCAUUAUUAUUAUUAUCAUUGUAAGUACGUCGUGCGCGUACACGUCGGGCGUGACUUUUGUCCUGCAGCGGCGUAUACGACGGUCGGGACAAAAAAAAAAAAAAAAAAAAACACAAAAUCUUUCGAGUGUAUCGACUGCAUGCGACUCGGGAUUUUUUCCCGAGGUUUGAAACGACCGAUUCCCGUAUUUAAUAACAAUUAUUAUACUGUACGGUCAGAGUGCACGCAUACGCGGCGCGUCUACGAUUUCGAGUGGUUUUUUUUUUUGAUGUUGUUCCCCGAGCAUUCUCGGGCGGAAAUAUAAUAGUUAUAUUCGUUUCGUAUACGCGUCUAAUAACUGCGUUAACGGCAUUCGAUUAUCCGCGACUUUUUAUCACCCAUACGAGCGCGUAUUGCGGCGUUUCGCCCGUUUUCGAGCGUUUGUUUUGCGUACGAAUUACAAUUUGUAUAUUAUGUACGUUAAUUUAUAUAGUUUCAAACGCGAACACAAUUCGUUAACACUACCUACACGGCUAUUUAAAAUCUCGUUAAACAAUUCAAACGUUAACAAUUCAUUAUUAACUCGUAUUUAACGAUAUUUUUAUUUUUUUUUUUAACGUAUUAACGUCUUACGCCCAAUACAGUAAUUAAUAAUAAUAAUUAUAUAAACGCUGCAGCAGUCGAUAAUAGCAUUGAAAUCCGCCGCGAAACCGCGUUUCGGGAACACUGGACAUUUUCAAUCACAAUUAUUGUUGAAGGACUCGGCGCACCCACCAGACGCAUGUUCACAUUUCGAAAUCGUUCGGGGGAAAAAAGGAAAGAUCUACGGGACUGUUGUGGUUUUGUUUUUCGCCCGGAAUUCGUUUUGAACCAGACAAGUCCAUGUUAUAGUUUCUCGUAGUAUAGUGUACGCACUCAAUUGACGGACUUGCCAUUAAUAUUGUUGCGCCGUGUAGCGUUCGCGUUUAUUCGCUUCACCCGGAACUACCGAAAAGCCGUCUCGGACUCGCCUUCGAGUUCCGACUUCGGUUUUUGUCGAUACCUGCGUAUAAUAUUAUUACGACGGCCUUUUACGGACCGUUCGCAAUUAUAAUAUUAUAAUGAACCUGACCUACAAUAUAAUAAUUAUUGCACAUUCUUGUGGUUUUAAGUAAAGUUUACACGCUUCUUACGCGCAUAAAUUACCCGCGAAUACAAUGUAUAGUGUUUUUUUUUUUUUGUCCGACUGCAGUAAUUCCGACCGUGUUUCUUCGUUCUUAUAAUUAUUUCAAUAGCAACCGUCGGUUUCCGUAUAAUGUAUAAUAUCAUGCAGGUAUGCCUUAUACAUAUAUCAAUAAUUCUAUACGCUAUACAUGAAAAUCGGCGAUUUAAUUUUUUCAAAUUUUUAACAUUCAUCGUCAAUACAAUAAUAAUUAUUGAUUAUAUUAUACAAAACGGUUUGCAUUAUACACUAUAGCUCCUAGCUAUUUUUAUUUUUAUUAUAUUUAAAUAUUAUAAUAAAAUGACGCGUCGUAUAUUAUAAUUGACAUAUUGAUACAUCAUCGUAUAUUGUAAUGAAUAAUCGCAUUUAUACUGAAGACAAUCCGUCAAUACGUUCGAUUGUAUGUAGUGUAAUAAUAUCUAAUCAGAUUACAUUAUUUUUAUUGUAAUUAUAUAUUAUACGUUUCUUUAUUGUUAUUUGAUAAGAAUAUCGUUUUACGAUUGAUUAUAAUAAUAUACAUCGCGUUUCGCUCAAACGGUUAAAUGAAAAUGUUUGAAAAAAAAAACAACUUAUUUUUACCGUCGGAUUCGGAGUCAUGUGAGUACCUAAUCUCCCCAAGCAACUUUGACUUGUACAAUUUGUUUCCGUCCUGAAAAUUCCUCGACACAAAGUUUACUGAAAAAUAUGAUUCUUUCGUGUUUUUUUAGAAAUAAUGAAUGUACAUAUAUAUGUGUUAUUUAACAAUUGUAUUUAAUUUAAAUGUUUUCCCCCAAAAAGGUUAGGUUUUUCGUCGAAAAAUCAACAUGAAUUUUCGAAACAAAUUGUAUUAUAGGUCAAAGCGGAUGAAAGUCGCAAGGAAAACUUAGCAAUAUUCGAAUCUGCACCAGAUAUCAAACAUACAAUAGGUGUUUCCGUUUAACAAAGUUUAACACAAGUUUAAUUACGCAUGCGCGUUCCAUAAGGAUUAUAAUGUUGAAAAUAUGCUGAAAAUACGUAUUUUCAUACCUACCCCCGAUUUUAUUAAUUCUCUCUCUGCUCCCUCCCCCCCCUCCGUUCCAAACCCAAGUCUGAAAUAUUUUCCGUGUCACCGUUCGAACGGAACACACUGUAUAAUUUUUUUUCGUUUAGAAAAGUUUCAAACACAUUAAUAUAAAAUAAUAGAGUUUUAAUAAUAUUAUAUAUUCGAUAACACACGAAUCUAUUUGUUUUAAUUUGAUUAACGGCCAAUAAUUCUUUAACACGCGUGGUUAUUGUUAGUUUUAAACUGCCGCUCGUUAUCUCGUAUUGUGACAGUUUUGUAACGGCGACGCCCGCUAAAAAAAUACGGAUCGCUUAACGCGCGUGUUCGAAUUUUAAAAUUGUUCGAGAAAUACAAAUAUAGAUAAAUAGGAAUUAUAAUAUAUUUGGAAAAAAAAAAAAAAAAAAAAUUCAGUGACGCAUUAUACCCGCUGUUUGAUAUCGUCUAUUUGUGUGUACACAGUCGUUUUAUACAAAAUAUUGUAAAAUUCUAGGCGCUUAUAGGUUUUUUUUUGUCUUUCUUGAAGAAUUCUAUAAUUUGAACAUGUGCCCUUCAGCAUUUAACGAUUCAUAUAUUUCCAGAGUGUUUGUCGAAUUUCUUCCCGUACACGUUAAAAUACUCGCGUAUGUAUCUUACAAUCAUUAUGGUUCGCCAGAAUCACCACAUGACAGUGGUUUACUCAACGGGGCUGAAUUAGGUGAUACAUCAUCAUGCUCCGAACUGAUCGCAGGGCUUGCAACUCCGCUAUCACUUCUUUCAGACAUUGUCGAUUUUCGUCAUUAUUUUUCUCCAAAACGGUAAUUUUUCUCGCCAAAUAUUUAGCUUAAAAUGCUUUUUUCUCUUUUUCAAGUUUUAAAAACUUAAUACGUUUUUACGAUUGUCAAAUUCUAUGUGUAUCUAUAUAAUAUCUGUUUUAGCGCUCAAAUCAUACUGUGUAUAUUAUACGUUUUUUCGUUUUCCGACCAUAACUAAGUCCCCUCCUCCAUAAAAAAGGCGAAGGGAAAACAUAUACAAUUCGAACGAAUAAAACUGGACCUUGUCUAUAUAGAUUUAUUAUGCUGAAUUAAAAUAUACGCAAUUGUUGUUGAUUUUUAACAAUUCGUUAUUUUAAUUGGUUAAAAAAGACAAUAAAUAUACGUUUUACGUUGAUUUACCGAGAAUUAUUGUCACUUUUUCCCACUUGUCUUAUUUUAUUUUUCGAGUCGUUCUUAAGCCUCACGAGUUUGUUUUCAAUGUACGUAAAACAAAAGUCGAAUAAGUGUCAAGAUAUAAUAAGUGUAUAGGCGGAAAGAGAAUGUGCGACGGCGGUGUUUUUUUUUUUUUUGGACUUGAAAAAUCUCCACGAGAUUAUAUUGUCGGUGUAUAUAUUGUUGUCUAAUAUACCUAUCGUAAACGCCAUUAGGCCAGAAGUGCCUGUGGUUGUAUUAUAGGUAUCAUUUGGUUUUGAUAUUUUUCUUGUGUGUUCUUUAUCCGCGUCGUCCAUUAGCCUUCGGACGUAAAUUCCAACACUAAUCGCCAGUCUUCGGCGAUAGUAAUGGCCUUAAUUAUUACUUAUAUUAAAACGUCGGUUUAUAUGUACGUAUCAGAAUACUAUGCGGCAGUGUCCGUUAACACCUCGACCCGGGUACGACUGCCGUCUAGUUCGUUUAUCGCCUAAAACGUUUUAGUCGACCGAAAAAAAAAAAAACAAAUUAAAAUUUCGGUGGCCAGACAGCGGAAGAAGCCCCUGGGCACUGGGCGAUGCUGCGGAGAAACCAUAGCUGCGAACGGGGUGAAUUUCAUUACAAUGAACGCUCCAGCUCUUCGCUCUCCGUUCGGUUUACUCGUCGCAUAAUAAUACGGUGAAAACGAUCGGGUUUCAAUGAAAUUAUUGUUGGUAAUUUUUAAUUUUGUUUUCCGUACGUCCGUGCCUAUAUCGUGUCACCCCUUAAAAGUGGGAAAAAACAGGGGAAUAUAUAACGCAUCGCGAACGAAACCUUUGCGAGUGUACCCAUAUAUUAUUAUACUCGUAUUAUACACCCGUAUAAUGUCGAGGGGGUUUUUUUCCGAAAAGAUAUUGUAUACCCACUGUAUACGUAAUAAUAUUGUAUUUAUAUAGUCAUGUUUAUAGGUACAAUACGCGGAAUAUAUAAAAAGGUGUAAUUUUUUAUUAUUAUUUUUUUUAUUUUUUAGUACGCGUGUAAAAGAAACCGUAUAACGUUUUUGAACGUCAAAAUAAUAUUACGAUUAAAAAACGAAAAAACGCACGGUUGAAAUUUGACGCACGUUUCCGAACGUUAUAGGGGAACUUCACCUAUACGACCCACCUAUAGGUAAUAUUUUCGAGAACUUUACGGAAUCGAUAGGACGCGUAUUGUUUUCAGACGAUACGUUUGGAAUUAAUACCGCGUACCAAUAACGCGCCGCCACGUCCUCGAGGUUAUUUAUGAAUAUUGUUUUUUUUAGUUUUUUUAUAUCAUAUAUAUUAUGUUAUGUGUACGGUUUUCACCGAAAAUUAAAAAAAACGCGGUUAUAAAAAUUUGUUUGAACGCGCGUUAUAUACACUUAUAGGGAGACGGGCCACGGGCACCGUUAAUACGUUUUUCGAGGGGUUUAUAAAAACUGCCGUUAAGCACGUUCAUCGUUUUAUGUGUGUGUGUGUGUAUAAGUAAAAAAACAAAUACAGAAGGCGUAUUAUUUAUUUCCGUUACGUUCGGUAACUAUGGCAACCGGAAGUUAAUCAAACAAAAAACGUUCGCAUCACGCCGUUUUAAUAAGUCCUAAUCCAAACAAUAAUAAUAUAAUAUUAUAGCAGUGUCGUAAUAUUUCUUAUACUGUACAGGUACUGUUAUCCAAAAGUGGACGCGGUAACUAUAAUAUAUUAGUUAAAAAGUCAAGUCAAAGUAUAACUUACCUACUGUUUUUGAUAAUAGAACGUUAGAGAAUGACUUAGAGUCUAUCGUGCAGUUUACAUAGUUAUUUCAUUCGGUGAAUAGUUUCAACUCUACUUGGUUAUUUUGUUGACAUUUCAGUUAUAUCCGAAUAUCGUUUUUAUCGGAAUUUUUAUAAAUUAAUAUGCACACGUGACAAGACGAGCGUGCUAUACUUAUACCGGGGGAUAUCCGCGCGAGUCUUGUUUACGGUAAGUCUAUAAAAGUAUAAAUAUUUAUAAGAACAAUAUUAAAAAAAUAAAGUAACUUGAGUACCUAGAUAACUAAUAUUUGUUGUGAAUUAUACGAUAUGUCUCGACUAAGUGUAUAUAUUACAUUCCAGGCCUAGGCACUUAAUAGAAUACCGAAAAUGGACAGAAAAAUUGUAAAAUAUAAUACAUCGUCUAUUUAUUCUAUAGAAUACCGAAACUCGAUUAGGUAAUGUUCAAAACAUAUCGAAUUUAAAUUUUCAUAGUACGGCUUUAUCGCAAUGAUAACUUGAAACCAGAUACGAUUACGAGAUAUAUUUUGAAAGUUUGAUUAUAAUAUUUAUGUUUGUGUUUAUAGAUAAUUCCUAGGUUUUGACGAUUUAGAUAACAUAGCAACGGUCUAAUUCUGGAACCUGAGUAUACUACUCUUACUACACUUUUUUAAAAACAACUCUGAGUGUUGGAUUUCGGAAAUUUUAAUUUACUUUUUUUGUUUACAUAAUAUUUUUCUCUAUGAGCAGUAUAAAAAAACCGAAUGAAGUAUACGAAACAUCCCGUGUAAGACGAGAACAUCACUGCAGUUAUAAUACACCUAAUACACGACUACACUUGCUGGAAACGCUCGCGAUUUCGUUUUUUUUUUUUUCAAUUGACGUGAUAUUGUUUCGUCGUAUUUAUAAUACAUAAUGAAAUCGUAACGAAAAAAAAAAACCCCUAUUCGUGUUUUGCCGUUUAGCAGCUGGGUAAAUAUAUUGAAUAAUAUUCGAAAUCUAGACGUGAAAACCGUCUGCCGAGCACUUGCGCCCCGCGCCACAUGUUCUCGAUUUCAGUCCCCGAAAUAAACGGACGACAACGCUGUAAAACCGUCGUCGUCGUCGUCGGUCCGUUUGGAUUUACAGCGAUUUCCUCCCGUCUCGUCUCCGGAUAUCUACAGCAAGUACGCGUGCGAUUCCGGUGCUUUACCGGCACUGAUAACAACAAUAUAACGGCCGUACAACAGUAUACAUUAUACACUAUCGUUUACCGUUUUUUAUUAUUAUUAUUUUUUUUUCCUUUCUUUUUUCGCUCGCCGGCGGCCAAUUACCAUUGUCCAUUCAUCGUGUCGACUGAUGACCUUCGCGGCGGCCAUUUUCUCCGGACGCGCGCGUAAACUGCAGCGGCGCCGAACAGGUGCAUGUAAUCUUGUGGGCAUGGGCUCCUUUGGCGAGUGCGCACGCACGAUUCUUGGUACUAUACGAAAUGCGUAAUAAUAUUAUAAUAAUAUCGUAUAGUGAAUUCGAAUAUUUCUCGCCGAUCCGCCUCCCCCGUGCGUAAGUAUUAUUAUUAUUCGACCGUUUUUUUUUUCUUUCAUUGUGUUCGCGGUCGAUCUCGGCUCUUCGCGCGUAUCAUGAGACCGCCUCUCCCCCGGUCGUAUACACGCUGUACAGGGCGAUUCUUUAAUCCGCCGCGAUCCAUAGCGAUGGAUUUCAAGUGGAUUCUAUUUCGGGUCUCUCUGACGGAAACGCAAUACAUUCUCAAAACCGUUCGCUUAUUCAGCAGCCAUCACGCAACGUGUUAAUUUUCGGUUUACUAAUUUCGACCCCUCCCUUAAAUGCCUUAAACGCAGAUUCGAAAUUUUUAUCGGCAGUACAGCGCAUUACGAAGACGGGUAAUGUACACUCGAACACGGGGUUUAUCGUCUCCUCUACAAUAAUAAUGGUCCGGUCUAAAUUUCAAACGUUUACAACUCGUGAACGGCAUAAUAAUACUAUGAACUCGAGUGAAAAAAAAAAAAUCAUUCUCUAUUUCGAUCGUUAGUAAGCCAGUGUUGUUAACGUUUCUUUUAAAGAGAAAUUCGUUCCCGUUACUCAUUCCUUACUUAAACGUUUCAUAAUGAAUACCUAACGCAGUCCGAAAUAAUUUUUUAUAUUCUUAAUAUUUGAAAAUGUCAUCAAAUGUCCGAAAGAGUCUCGUCUAUUAGAUUCAAAACUUAAUAAGCGAAAUUUGUCUUCCCGGAUGUGUUUUAGAACUACAUUCCGGAGGAGAACAAAAGAAUUGCGCAAUAUUUACGUUCCUAAAAAUAAGGAAUUGAUUCGCGUUCACGAUCCAUUAAAAAAUAAUGGAAUUCCUUCCUUCAUUCGUUUCUCUAAAAACGAAUCAAUUCCAGGAAUCGCUCCUAUGGGAACAACGCUCGCAACACUUAACAACAAACCGUAACACGCCCGUUUAUAAGAUAUAUGGUAUAUCGUAAAAGACGACGAAAUCGCCCUGUAUAUCUGUGCGCUCGACAACUAUGCCUAUAAUAAUACUAUGCGCGACCGCGUCUGCGGGGGCGGGCGAUCGCGCCGGGUAGCGCCGCCGCCGGACGCCGGUUACCACCGUACCGGUUACGCGGUCGUAAACAUUCCGCAUUCGCUUCGGGGCCGCCGUGCGCGAUGCGAGUGCGCGCGCGCGCCCAACCAGACGAUAUUUCACCGCGAAAAAUCAUAUUUUUUCCCUUUGACGAAACCCGAGACGCCCGACGACGCGGUCCGCCCGCCGGGUAUUCCCCCGUCGUCCGUCCGCGACGGCGUUGCCGGACUUCCAAGGAUGACCGCAUUCUCUUUCGCGCCCCCGGCUUACCGCGGCGCGGCUCUGUGGACUUGAACGGCCGUCGUGAAAAUAUAACAGUUGAAAAGGUGUACGCGGCCGGCGACGGCCAAAAGCGAGGCAAAUGGCAUCCGGGGGGGGGGUAUUAUUGUUGUUAGUAUUGUCGGCCGUUUAUUGCGGUAUUCCGUAAUAAAAUAACGUGGAAAUAAAACGGGCGACCGGUUUUCUGGCGCGGUGAUAUAUCAUUGCGCGGCGGACGAACGGACAAACAAUACAAUAUAACAUACAGGGCGAUUCGUUUAACGUGAAAACUCUCGUUAUUUCGUAAAGCGUCGAAAAAAAUAAUAAAAAUCCUCUUUGACAAAUUAAGAAACGAGCGGUUCUUUCCGUAUUUUUUUUCCCCGCCAUUAUUUUUGUGGGUGAAACCCUACGUUUGGUUUUCAAACGACACCGCCUUUAUUAUGUUAAACCAGUGGCGUCAUUUCGAGCGUCAAGGGAGGCAUUUUGCCCCCUCGUCAUCUGCAGCAGGUUGGUGCUGGGAUAGUUUUUGGCCGCAAUCCUGCAAACAUGAUUCGUGUCGUGUCAUUGUGUUUUCUGAUUUAUGGCGUUUACGGCCCACUGUUAGCUACAGUUUUUUUAUCAAGUGGUUUGUUUACAAACAAACCACGAAUGAAUUAGCGAGUGGUUUUUUUUCAGUUUAACUGCGUGCCAGUCAAAACUUUUUUCCCCUUCCUCUCAAAAACAGAAGUUACAAAAAUACAGAGUGUAAAAUAUUCUUUAAAUACUCUUUAUUAAAUACGUUUUAGCGUUGUAACGUUCGAUUUCCGUCUAUCCGUUGACGGAAACCAACAAUUUCUACGCCAACAUGUGUUUAAACCAGAGUACUCACAUAGGUGAAUUUACUAUCCGCGUUCACGUGUUUCUGUGAAUAUGCGUUAAAAAAUGACGUGAAAUACGUGCAUUUUUCAAGUACACGGUUUAAUAGAUUCGAAUGUCAAUUUCACGUGAAAUAGCGAGCUCUAGUUUAAACGUAAUAUAGACCGUUUCAUUCCGUUAUGGAAUUUUAGAUUCGUGUCGUUAAAUGAAAAAGUAGACGAUCGAUUUGCCCCCCAAAAAGUGGGGACAAUUUCAGAAUAUAUAAUACGAUUCUAAAAACGUUUUUAUACGAGUCAUUUUUACGAAAAAAUAAAAUAUGUUAAAUCCGUGAGUUUUGAAAGACUCUGUACACACUUGUACUACAAUAUUAUUAUGCGAUAGACCACCUCUAUAUAGUUAUUAACGGCGACGUUCUGUUUUGUGCGUGUGUCGCGUUUCCAAGAACAAUAAUCGUAAAAAAAAAAAAAAAAAACGAAAUGGCCAUUUUUUACGAAUAAAUUUUAACGCGUUUUUAUAGUUUGUACAGCGAAUCAAACCGCACGCGCGUUACCGUGUCGUAAAAAAAAAGAAGAGAGAAUCUCGUAAAAAAAAAAUAAAUUAUACGGCGUGUGUAACAGUAAUCCCUUAAAACCCGUCGAGUCGCAGUGGAAUUUUAUUAAAACCGCCUUUUAAAUGAUGCGCCUUGUAAUAAUUUCAUACUCCUAUAGAGUCGUGGUGGUUUAAUGUAAAAACCACAAUAUUUUAAGUAUUUCUGAGUUUUGAAAAUGUGUUUUUCAAGUUUUUUAUAACACAGUACUUUGAUAGGACAUUAAAAUGAAAAAAAAAACCAAAAAAAAUAAAAAUAAAUAAGGUUUUAAAUUUUUUUUUUUUUUUUAAUUUACUCAAGAGGUUCAGAUUAUUCGCAAAGCCGUUUAUACUUCGGUAUCGAUACCGGAGUGUGUUCGCGUGAAAUUAACGGUCGAAUCUAUAAAACCGCGCGUUUAAAAAAAUCCAUGUACGUGCGUACAUUCGGGUGUUCGCGUAAUUCACGUCAUUUCUCACGUAUAACACGCGAAUGCGCGAAUAACACUCGAUAACACGUGAACACGGAUAGUGUAAAUUAACGUGUAUUAUAAUAGUUUACGCGUAUUUUAUACAUGUUUUUCAUUCAAGUGCACUCCACGUUGAUAUACGUAUUUGUUAACGUUUUCUCCCUCUACGGUACCCAGAAAUACCGGCCUCAUAUUAUAUUGUUACAAUUAGUUCGGUAUGGUUCUUUUGAUCCGUAAUUUGUAAUAUUAAACCGCAGUUGAUGUUUUUUGUUGAAUUUUCCGCAGAAAAUUUAGAGAGACUAUUGCCCAGUGCAUGUGUGCCCGUGUCGCAUCUCUGGUGCCGGGGAAGAAUAACGGCUCGAGUCCAUUUUUCGACGUUUUUUUGUUUUUCUAUAAUUUUUUCUUAUAUGUAAUUUUGUUUCCCUUUAUUUUUCGAUCCGAAUGGUCCCGUGGGUCAAGUUAUGGCUACGCGAGAUAAAAACAAAAUUAACACACUGUAACGCAACCAGUUUGAUCCCGAUCUAUACAACAGUGACCUACCCAUUAGUAUGUCCGGUUUUUUUGGUUUUUUUUUUCUUCUUAAUUUUGUUUAACAAUACAAAUCGAUUAGUGAGAAUCUGUAAUAUCCGACGGCGAUUCUGAUAAGGAAACACUCGUGAUAAAAAAAAAAUAAAACUUCUCACGCCUCGGUCGUAUCGAGAAUAAUUCUUGAUCUUAUUUGAUUUUUUUUUUGGUCUAAAACAAACAUCGCUUCGAUUGUAUAUUAUUGCCGCGCCGGCGCGCUGUUUUGUUUCCUUAUUAGGUCGUGUUGUGUAUAUUUGUACUCGUGUAUUAAUUAUUGAAGUCGCCUGUUAAGCAACGAGACGAAUAAAAAAUAAGUUUUUCGAACAUACAAGAAAUAUCGUUCGUACGUUCGGUUUACGGAUACCAUAGACAUUUUAAAAUUUUUUUUAAAAAAUGGUGAUUUAUAGACGCAUAGGUUAUCGCGUAUUCUUAUACGUACGAAAUUUAGAUAUUGCAGUACAUUAUAGUGUAAGUACAUGCGCACGCACAUACGUUAUUUUUUAACUUUUUUCCGGAAUACGCGCAUCGUAUCGUAUUGUUAAUCGUUUUCGCUCAGUAUCCGUGUACGGUGAUGAUGUCUGAUGGGUUUUGGACUUUUAAUUAUGGUCUGAAAUAUAUUAUACACCAGUACGUCAGCCAAUAACAGCUCUCGUCGUAGAGACGAACGGAUAUAAACCGCGUAAAAGCGUGUACGUGUGUCUAUACGCCGCAGUGAAUCAUAUUCUCGGUCGAAAAAAAAACAAAACAAAACGAACAAACAUUAAAAAAAAAAAAAAACCCGCGACGUACCUAUUUCACGAAACGGUACGAGCAAUGCGCACGUCGAGCUCGUGUUUUAGCGAUUCUACUAUAGCGACGUCGAGCGCUUUGGUAUUUUAACAGUUUUUUUUCGAGAUGCGUUCGGAAUUAUUAUUAUUAUCAUACUCAGUGUAUACAGUAACGCGAAACAAUAUUCGUUUUAUUUACAUUGAAAAUGCAAUUUCAUUAAUAAUAUUUAUGAUUCUUUAAACAUAACACGAAAUAUGUUAAUUAUUCGAUAGGUACCUAUAUACUAUCUUAUUGUCCCCGACUCGUGGCCGGAAUAGGGAGCGCACAAUCAACUUCCAGAGUUCUUAAUGAACAAGCUAACUGAUAUUAGUACAGAGAACGAAGUUAUUGCUUAAGAAUAUAAUCGUUUAAAAACCGUAUAAUUGUCGCGAUAGCCAACCGCCGCCGUCGGUGACUGGCUGCAGUGACGACGUCGGUAUUUUUUUUUUACACCAAAAUAUAAUGUUCUGUCCGCACGAAUCGUAUACUAUAAUACGAUACUCGCUUGUCUUUCGUUUUUUUUUUCCGAUCAGGUGAGUCUUCUCGCUCUAAAAACUCUUUGUCUGUAUUAUAUACGCGUAAAUGACGUCGCGGCCGUCGUCCGUGCUUGUUUGUCGGCUUUUGAACCUCGAGGUUUUCGAUCGUCUUUCCGCCGCUUCCGGUUUCGUUUCGUUAUUGUACUCGUCGUAUUAUAUAAUUUGUCGAGUAUCUGCUGCUCUUCGUUCAUCGGGUCUGAAGGAGUCGUCGUCGCCGCUUCCGUUUCCGAAACGAUCCCCGCGAGACAAACACAAGCCACAACAGCUGUAACCAAACACCCGUAGUGUCUUCCUGUUUGCAGCGCCGGGGCCGUCCCCAGAAAGAAACCAAAACUCAUUGUGAGACCCGCAAUUUAAUUAUUAUUACAAUAUAAGAGACUGGAAAAUAACAACCCUCAUUUUUCAAGCGCCCCAUCAACCGGAAAAAAACCACACACACACACGUAAAAAAAAUAUAAUUUUUACCGGUCUAAUUAUUUUGCGAGACUAUAUUCUACGGAUACGGAAAUAGCGAAUCUAGCCGUAAAAAUAUCCUCAACGAACAAUUUCGGUCGUUUGAUGAGUGUACUCUAUUGUCGAGUACUUUCGGCUUACAUAAUUAACGCCGUUGUCCAGGAGAAAUCGGACUAAGAGUUCGGCCGAGUAAAGUGUCCCGAAAAAUGUGCGCGCGACGGUUUAUUUCGUUCAAAACGGUCGGCGAAUUUUAUCUUUAGAAAUUAGUUUUUAUUGAUUUUAUUUUUUUCAAGAAUUACGGCCUUUGGUUAAUAUUACACGUGGGUUUUAAAGAUUCGCGUCUCGCACUGUUGUUGCAUCUCAGAAGCCGUCGGCCGUUUCGUGUUUUUCUAUACUGCAUAAUAUUAUACAGUAUGUUAAUAAUAUACAUAAUUAUAAUAAAUUCUCUCCGCACACGGUUCAACACGUAAAAUUCGUCCGGCACUCGGUAAUUCAAAACUCGAUCAUCAAAACGUUAUAAUAAUAUUAGUAUAUGUGCGUUUUAUAAUGCAAUCGAGCAGCUCGUUAUUGUUUCAAACCGUAAUCGUCGUGUCAGCGAAAUUCGAUUUCUUUGAAACAUGACUAUAUUUUUAUACGAGUAUGUUAUAAUAUUAUUGUUAUAACAAUUCUAAAUCUAUACGAGAACAAUGCGCAAUACAAACAUAAAAUGUCUAUAAUUAUAGUCGUACAUUAUCGAAUGGAAUGUUAAUAAUUUCGUCGAUUAAAAUCGCGUUAUAUUAUAAUUGAGUAUUAACGUGAACGGACACAUAGUGAUUUUUCUAAUUUUCGUAGCGAUUUCCGGAGAUUUUAUAUAGGAAAAUCGAAUUCGGCUUUAUCCAGUCGUUGUAUACACACAGAAUCGUUUCGGCGAUGUUAUUCACUCGAUUUUCAUAACCCGCACAGCCCUGUACGUAAGAGGAAUAUUUUUCUAAAAAUAUCGAUAACUCUAUAAAAAUGGAUUCGCCGUUUUACGAGUUUCAACAUUUAGUAGUCUAAAAUUUGGACAGGACGAAUUAUAUGGGGAAGGGUUACCGUCUAAAAAUGGAAAUCAAGUUUAUUAUUCCCUUCUCGAUUCCUCCGGUCUAAAUUUAAACUGUGUUUAUGAGCAUCAACAUUUUUUUUUAGAAAAAUUAUCGUUUCUUUCGAAUGUUUGCAGGGUUACCGUUUGAAAAUUAAAAGUAAGAGUCGCGGAGCAUUACAUUUGACAACAGCGUUAAAAAUAUCGAUUGAAAAAUCCACAUCGAUUUAUUGUUGUAUACUCGCGAAGGCUCCGUAUAGAUAAUCGCAGGACGGUUAUUUUUUUUUAAAUAAUAUUCAGUAAUUACUAUGUAUAUUUGACAUUCAAACUGCAAUAUACGCUUAAAAACAUUAUAUUUAUCGAUGAUCGCACAGUUUAUAGAAAUUUGUAGGUAUUCAAAAAACGAUUAAAACUUAUUGGAAUAUUUCGAUAUUGACAAAAAAAAAAAUAACUGACAAAAUUUAAUACAAUUUCAACGCGCCUAUACGAUUGAUAAUUUAGUGAUUUGACUAGAACGUUACGACUGUAUUCAAUUGACUGCGAUUCGUGAUGCGUCACCCGCAGUGACAUAUUGAUAAAGUCGAUAACCAUUAAAAUAUAUACAUAUAAUGGUAUAUUUCAUAAUCAAUGGCCAUACCAAACAAUUACCGUACGAAUUAUUUCGUAUUUUCAUAAACAUAUGUGUUGGACAUAACUAACAAAAGUGCAAAUAUAAUUUGUGGUGUAAAUGUAAAUUUACUCAAUUAAAAAUAAAAAACAAAUUUUUUGCGUAAUUUAAGGUGUCGUCUUUUCAAAAAAAAAAAUCUUUUAUUACCGGUUGUAAAUACAGUCGCAGCACUGUGUUCGGCGGUGACGGAGGGUGUUAUAAUUUCGAUUUUCUAUUGCAGGGACGAAACGAAUAUUUUGCUUCCGGACGCUUUGACGUGUAGCUGCAGCUAUAUACUACUGCGCCACUGACCGAAUUAUCCGAAAUUCCAGGGGAAAUGUUUAACGGUGCACGACCACGUCGUGUUUUUCGCUGGUAAAAACGAAAAGAGUGCGCAACCGUAUCCAGUGGCGGUCAAUUAACGGUUUCGUCAUGGGGGGAUGGAGGAGAAUAAGGAUAAUUUGUGAAAACUAAUUAUUAUUUACGUGAUUUUUUUUUUUUUUUUAGAAAUAUUUUAGAAAAACGGUGUAAUUGGCGGGUGAAUGGUGAAUGUAUAAAUUUAUAUCUCUCCCUCGUGUCCCGGUCGUAUUGCACCGAAAACGUUCAGUCGCGGACGUUCGAAGUGAACUUAUUGUAAAUCACUGAUCGCGGACCGUAUGACACGCGCGAAUGUAAUGUCGAUUUAUAAACAUUGUAUAAACCGUAAGCUCGUAGACAUUUUCCGUGUGUUAUUUUUUUGUGUAGGGUAGUGGCGUAUUUAUUAUUAUUAUUUUUUUUUUUGCGUUAUCGUUAAGCAAACGUUUCCGAUUGAAAACACAGCCGCCGCCGCCGCCGCUGUUUACGUACUCGUUUAAAAAAUAUCCCGUAUCGAUAAAGCAAAUCGAACGCGGUUUGUUUACGUCGUACGGGAAAAUAUAUUGUUAUUAUUACUGUCAGUUCUUUGCCGACGGAAUGAACGCGGUUGGUUAUCGUGUUUGUUAUGUCUCUCGAUUGUUCGGGUGUUAUGGCGGCUAGGUGGUAUACCUAACCGAAUACUAUAUCGGGCAUAACACAGCCCGAACGGAGAUUCGAAAUCGUAACCGUCAAACUUCAUCAUAUUGUUGUUACGCCGAGUAUAAGCGCGUAUCGGGCAAGUCGUUCGCGGGGGGUAGGGAGAAACCUAUAAAUACGAAUACUUUUUUUAUUUGUUCAUCUACGUCGAAAUGUACUCGCGAUCGAUACGACGUCGCAAAUAGGAUUUGGAAAAGCUAUAACGAAACCGACGACGGUUAAAGUAUCGACAAUACGUUUCUACUCGGAAACCGUAAGCAAAUAUAUAAAAAAAAAAAACUAAAACUAAAACGUGACGUCAAAUUAUCGUUAAUUGUUGUUUAAACUGGGCGAUGUAUCAAUCGAACGGCGUAAUCGAGAAGCUAUUAUAUAAUUGUGUGUACGUACGCGGGAAUAAAAAAAAAAAAAAAAACGUAAACGCAAACGUUACGAAUUCCUAGCCCUAAAUGCGUUUUUUUUGACACGAAAUCGUAUACGAUUCGUGAUAAAAAAAAAAAAAAUCACAUUGUCUCGAAAUUCACAUUGUACAUAUAUAUAUAAAAAAAAAAACCUAAAUACAUUAAUUUUUUCACGUUGUUUUUUAGAUUCCGUGUAUCGCGCAUUGUACGCACCGUGAUUUACGUGAUAUUGUGAUUCGCCCUCUGUUCUUAAUAGACGCCUGAACGGUAUGUCCUCGCGAGGAGAUCCUCGCCGCUCACAAAUAUAACUCCCGUACAACAGAUACCGUAGGACCGUUAUUUUGUAUUUUGUCGUUUUACCAAAUCGUACAAGUUUCCAUCCGCCGUCGUCUGAGUAUCAAUUGUUAAAACUAAUUGUUUUUUUUUUCACAAAGUUUCGGUGUAAAUAAAAAAAAUGUACGUGCCCGUAAUGCCGGUGUUAUUUCGCGGACUUUCCGGAUCGGUUUCGUCGCGUGUCGCGUCGAAACCGCAAAGUGGACGGGGGUUGUCGCGUGCCCGCCCCUACCCGGCUACAGUUUCGACCGUCGCCGCACGCGGCCGUGUAAUAUUAUAACAAUCGUUCUCGCGCAGGGAAUAAUUGUUUUGUUUUCAAUAAUUUCGGAAUACCUGUUCGAAGUAAUUAGGGGGGUAAAAAACGUUUAGAACACGCGCGUGCAGUCGAACGAGUUUCAAACAAUACAAUCUUCAGAAUAUAAUAAUAACAUAGUCGAACAUUUCGUAUACAUGUCGAAUAUUUUUGUUUUUCAGCCAAUUCACGUCAGUUAUCCCGAGCGACAGUUCCGGAAUUGACGUUUUGAGGUUCGACAUUUUUUAUUAAGCCGACGAAUAAUAUUAUAACCGAUUACUGGAGACCGGAUUUAUAUUCGCUUAAAAUCCGCAAAAAAAUACUCGAAAAUGGCAAAAAAGCCUUGAAAAACUCCUCAUCGUUUUAAAAUGUUUUUUAAGUAAUUUAAGUUACUCAUUUCAGGGACUUUUCGACGUUUUAAAACGCCUUUUUUGUGGAUUAUAAGAGAACUAUGAAAUUAUAAUUAUAACCGUCAUAGUCGGUCGUUAACGGGCCGGUUCUUAAAGUUCGGAAAACCCGCUAAAACCGCGUGAAUUGCGUGAAUACGACGUUCGUUUGUAUCGCGAAGCCUUUGAAAAUCCUACACGAUUCGAGAUUUAGAUUACGGGCGCGGGACAGCGGCAGUUAUCGGUAUCGGAAGAUGAGCGGAGUUUUUUUUUUUUUUAUUUAUUUUUUCGUAGCGGAUAUAAACGUCCGGAGCGAGUACCCGUACGUUCGUAUACUAUUUUACUCCGCGCGCGGGUAUACGCAGACCGCGGUUGCCGUCGUCGUCGUCGUCGUUUUAUUCACACGGUCGUUUUUCGAGACUGUCGAACGUACGCACGUCGCAGCGUCUCCCGCGGGUGUCCGCGAGCGGGGGGUUUUUUUUUUUUCGGGGGAAAAUCUUUUGUCGACGAGUGAGAGAAAGAGGAACUGGUUUGUCCGCGCGCGCGACUCGUCCGUAUUGUCCGCGCGCGCGGCGACGCUAUAAAUAAAAAUAAUGAAAUACGCGACGGCGAGGACUACGCGCGCGCACGGAUCGCGGGCCGCUUAGCCGCCGCCGCCGCCGCGUCCGGAUAGAUCCGGCGGCGGCGUCGGUGACUGCGGUGACCGCGGCGAAGAGCGACGGCGGCGGGCUCUGCGUCUGUUUACCUUGAGAAUUUCUACUCGCGCGCGGCGGGGCCAUUGUGCGCGUAGGCGUCGUCGGACGGAAAUUCUUCGGACGGACCCGCAGCCGACCGAUCUCCGCCAGCGGACGACUCGCCGGCAUUGUACAGUACUUUGUGUUGUGCGGCGGCCGAUUCCGAAUUCUAACCGGCCCGGGAGAAUUUCGUUUUAUACUUAUUUGUUCUAUUUUAUUGAAUGGAACAGGCCGAGGCCCGGAGUACGGUAUUUUUCGUUCGUAUCGUUUUGAGUACCGAUUAUUCGUUUUACAUAAUAUCUGCAGCGGGCGCUACACAUUCAACCACGACCUUAUCAUGGUUUGCCGGGCAAUCGUAUAACAAUAUUAUCUCAGAUCGUGAUCGUUUCUCUGCUCAUGAUCUGCAAAGAUACGUCUGCGCGCAAUACGUCAUAUAGGCAAUAAACACGAUUUUUAUUGAAAAAUAAUAUUUUUGAAAAUAAAAAAAAGAACGAUUUUUAUGUAUACCAAGGUAAAAUCGGUUUUACGACCACAGGGUCAUAGAGUCAUGUCCGGGCUCCGGUCCGCCGGGAAGCUUCCCGGCCACCCGGUGGCACAAUCCGCCAUUGAUGUGAUUUACGGUUCGCGCAAUAUAAUAUAAUUAUUGUCGUCGGCGGUUUUUUUUUUUUUUUUUUUUUUUUUUUUUUUUAUACCACGGUUUUAAAGCCGGAUAGCCACACACUAGAGCAACGUGUAUAGCAACUUUUUCAGUUGCAACAUACGUGUGCCUCCAUAUCGGAGGCUUGUUCUCCAAAAACCAAAAACUCCCGUUCUGACGGGUUAUAGUGCAUUAAGCCCGGGAAGCGGCUCGGGCGAGACGGAAUAAUCGAACCCGCUUCGAGAAGUUCACCGUCGGACGAUUAUUCUCCCGUCGCCGAUUUUCAAUGGAAAAUAUUGGAGAUGUUACGAACCCUGUUUUUUAAGGUCGAACCGAACUUUCCUCAAGAUUAACGAACCCGAACCGAACCGAACCUUUAUAAUAUUUUAUCGAACUCGUACGCUAAAAAAGUAAAAAUGUUGGGUUAGGUUAUGUCGAAAAACCCGGGUUCUCAUUGUGCUCGGCCCGCGAUUUACGACUGCGAGAUCCUCUAAUGCGAAAAAUAAUGAUUUUUUCUUGUUCGUAACAUCGCCGCUCUGUCCCAUCACAGAACAUCGUAUUGGCGGCCGCGUAGAAUCGGCGUCGAACGGUUUUCGAACCGAACCAAAUACCCAAUGACAGUUCGGUUCGGCUCGGUUCGGAAAUCGAACGGUUCAUCGCGUCUCUAGGAAAUGCGUGCGCGCGUGGAGAUUAGACGCGUCGAUAAUCGCGCGGCUCGCGAGUCACACGUACCCGAGAGUUCGAGCGAUCGUAUUGUCCUCUGGAAAUCAUCAUCGUUAUUAUUUAUUAUUAUAAAAUUAUUCGUCGGGGGAAACGGGAGAGAGAGAGAGAGAGAGAGAGAGCGUGGGAGAGAGAUGCGAACGACUACGCGCGGCUCGCGUGGCGUAUUCCCGUAAACGUUUUAUCGCACUUCCUGUGAGCCGCCGCGUUAUUGUUUCUCUUUUGAAGACGGCCGACGACGACGCGCGUAGGUAUACGGACGGGACAAAAAAUACCGGACUGUAUACUAUACUGUCGCAUACUGUAUAAUAUUAUCAUUAUACCUACGUUUUGUUUUUUUAUUAUUUUUUUUUUUUUCAUCUAAUAACUUUUACGUUAAGAACACGCGAAUCGCGGCUACACAGACGUGCGAAUUCGUGCUAAUCGCGCGCGCGAUAAUUUCCGCGAAAAACGGAAAAAAAAAUGCUCAAAAGGUCAGACGAUAGUUAGACGUGUGAAACGCGCGAUUCCGUAAAACCGCUUUUUAACCGGCGGGAAAACUUCAGAACCGGUCGUGUGUAAAUUUCAUAUACUAACUGCAGCAUUCGUGCAACUAUUGCAGACGUCGGAAAUUGUACGAAAAGUCAAAUUUGAACAACGAACAGUGAGAGGGUGAGUUGCGCGGUGAAACGUUUCUACGGCCCCCUCCCGUGGUUUUUCUGCUGUUAAAAUUCCCAAACCGAAAGCACGGCGACACGCGUUUUUGCGUUUAUUAUUAUCGACGGAAAUAAUGACCCGAAACGCCGUUUGUUUGAAAAUUGACAAAUUUAAAACGAUCGAAAUGCCGUUAUGUAUUGAAACACGCGUUAUUCGAUCAUCCGAUUACCUUGGGAAAAUUUGCGACUACCUCUACGGUCCGGUAAAACAAAACCAAAAUACUUGCGACCCAUUGAACGAUGCGUGUUUAGCACACGAUAACUCCGCUAAUCUUGAAUUACAAAUGUAUACAAAAAAACGGUUUGCUUUGUAAUUAACAUGCCCCCUCCCUCAUCUCGGAAAAUGUUAAAACCGGUAACAAAUUGUUUUUGUCGAGCCUCGAGGAGCACGACGCACAGUCUGGACGAAUAUCAACUCACCCUCUCGUAUAACAGACCCGUUGUUACUUUUCUUUUAACAAGUCUUGUGAUUUUUUAUCCACGUAGAUAAUAGUCUUUAAAUGCAUGUUUGGAGAUCGGAUUCCUGCAAUUAGUCCCUCCCCUGAAAAUCACCUUAUGGCCGCCCGUAAUGCGUGUAAAAAAAAAAUACAAUAAAAAACGAAAACAUAUUAAUUUUUCAAGAUUUUGUUUUAGUGACAAUAAUCGUUAGAGGCCCCUUGCUUGCGUGCUAUAAAUGCUUCUGAAAUACCUACUGCAUAGGAUUGAAGUUCCGUGCGUCUUUUGACGUUAUAUGGCGUAAUGUUUACGAAAUAAAAAAACAACAAUAUACUUUGACGGAAAACCUCGAACGCGCCUCCACCUCUACGAUCAUGCCAUUUUAUUGAACAGUAUUCUCUGUACAGCGAAAUGCCACACAAUAGUACGCGAUUUUUAACGAUACAGUCGCCUUAAAUUAUUAUCGACUCCGGUGAAAUUUCUCCUCCGACCGGUCGGACAAUGGAUGUCUGAUGAGCGCGGGUGGUUGCUGCGAUUUUCAAGGGGGGGGGUUUUUCACGGCGGUCGCGAUUUUCGCGUUUACACCAGAUUUCGGGGACACGAGUUAUUGACCAUGUGUGGGGUAGCGGCUGGGGAAUCACAAGCAAUUUUUUACAAUAUUGUCGAUAAAUAAAGGAAAAAAGUCGUAGAAUUUUUUUUUCCAAUUUAUAGGGCGGAGGGAGGGUCGUUUCGCGCCCGUGAAAUUUUCGGAAAUCUACAAAUCGGGCGCAGAAUCUAAGAGGUUGGGAACCACUGGUAUAUAUUAUAUAGGAAUCGCGCGUUGUCGUUUUACAUUAUUCAUAAUAUUAUAUACGACGUUCGUCGCCGAUUUCGAUUGGCGGUUUUCCGGUCGCGAAUUUCCCCGGAGUCGAUUUAAAACGUCACGGCGUAUACGUCGGGCGUAAUUUGUGUCGGAUCGUAUACGCUAUUUUUAUUGAAAGUUUCAACGUGUCAUCAGGGCCGGCUUGAGGGGACCCGGGAGAUGCUGUAUAGCCUCGUGCAACAAGACGAACAUCGCCACAAUGUUCGGUCUUUUUUUUUCCUCUAUUUUAUUUAUUUUUUGUUUUUUUUUUUUAGACUCCGAGUGUAUAGCUAUUAGUUUUUUUUUUUUACAAAUGUGCCGAUUGUUUUCCGACUGAAUCGUAUUGUAAACGAUGCGAAUUUUCCAUCCGCCGACACUUUAUUCGAUACAUCAUUUAUUCACAUUAUCGUAAAUCCACCUCGGUAGACAAUUAUUGUAGAUAUUCGUAUCGAAAAUCGCGGAAAGAACCUUCAUUACUCAAUCCAUCGGGGGGGUCGAAUUUUCAAAAAACCAUUCCUAGCGGACGCGCCUAUACGCGUCAUAAUAUUAUACGCGCCGAGUUUCAGACCGAUUCCCUUAUCGAAAAAUCGCGUGUAUAGAUAACGGCAAAAAAUUCGCCCUGUACAAUCGCCGUGAGUCGUCGGCACCGUAUGCGCACGCCGUAUGCACACGUACGGCACUCGUUAGUUUGCCGGCUUCUGAGAAAUCGUGCGCGUACAAUGACCAGAUCGGAUUUCGACCGUCUCGUCCGCCUCGUCCCGCCGCGUUUGUACGUUCGCUUGUCGUACGUUUUAAUUUACGAAAAAAAAAAAAACACCUCUUAUAAUAAUCUAUGAAAAACAUAAAUAAUGACAAUAAUAAACGGACGGAAUGCGAUGAUAAUAUCGUACGGCGGGGGACGCGUCGCUGGACCGUAGUAUAUGUUUGUGCGCCCGUGUACACACAAUAAUAAUCUAUACGCCCAGACCGACACCAUACGGACGCGUCGUAAUAACAGUAUAAUGUUUAUGGGCACAUUGUAAAGGCGAAAAAAAAAACCGACAAUAGUUUUAAAAUAUUCAAUUUUGCCAAAUAAAAUUUUUAUACUAUAACGCCUGUCGUAUACGAGUCUGCGCGCGCGCAUUUAAAACGCAUUGGUGUCGCAACAAGUUUGAGGAAAAUCGUUUUUUUUUUUUUUUAUUGUUGCGCGUAGUUUUUUUUCUUUUUUUUUCACGCAUUAUCUACUCCGAUAAUAUAAUACACGCGAAACAUGUUCAAUACGACACUUGUUGUUAUUAUCGUGUGUUAUAAUAUGGGUCGGCGGCGCAUACACUUUCUCUCGGGUCCCUGUCCGCGUAAUAAUAACAUAAUAAUAGGCACCUAUAGUUUUCCGUCCUAAAUAGAUUACGUCACAUCGGGGAGAAAAAAAAAUUCGUUUCCCCCCACCCCACCUCCCGCUGGUAUAACGGACGACAGUAUUGUCGAGUCUGCGUGCGCGCGCUCCUUUUUAGAUUCCGAGUGUACUGUUAUACGGCGAAGAAGCCGUCCGUUUCGCAGCAGCGAUGUGUUUUCUCUUCUUUCUCCCGGGUGCGGGUAACGCUUUUUCGGUUAGUAAAACCGUUUCGAUUUUAACAAGCAAUACCCUCAAAAGACGCGGAGUUCCCGAUACUUUAUUCGAAAUUUUCAACAGCCGUUCGCCAUUUUGGCAGGUGUUCCACGAUUUCUCGGAAAACACUUUUUUCGGUGCGUGAGUAGGCUCGAAACAAUUCGCUUCGUAUCUGAAAGGAUACAAGGAUUUUUCGUCCGGUAGUGUAUAUUGUAUUUGAACAAAAAAAAAAAAAAAAAACACGCAACAAAAAUGUCAAUGACGUCGAAGCGAACAAAAAACCACGACCAAUACUGCUAUUAAUAAAUAAUACUAUGUGUACUCUCCGCUCAGAAUAGCUCGAUUUAUCGUUUCGUACAAUUCCUGUAUCACACUGUAUAAUAUCAUACCUCCUUUUAUCGUCGGUAUUAUUUCCGUAGUCUUUCGAGAAUAAAUAGGGGGGGAAAGGGAACUAGGCGAUCGCGAGCGUACAGCGUUCGUACGAUAAUAAUAAUAUUCACGAUCUCGUAAUAAUUGGUCACGUAAACGACCCACGUUGGGACACUAGCUGCGCGGCCGCGCCGUACGAUAUUCGUUUGUCUUCUUCGAUCCGUACAGUGCAAACCGUGUACAAAAUACUGUAUCGGGUGUGUCCGAAUUGGUUGCCGUUUGGAAAAAAAAAACGUAUUUUAUGAAGGCUAGCCGGAUCGGUUCCCGUUUAAAUUUGCGACGUGUCCACUGCUGGCCGGAUCGGUGACGACGGUGUUCGCAGAGUAACUUGGUCGAAUGCGCGCAUUUCCCUUCCCGUUCUCACGGGCUGUCAACUUAGAAUAUUACUUAUGCUAUAGAAACAUUUCUGUUUUAUUAUAUUCGAUAUGUACAUCCGGACAGGGAUUGGCAGUAAUCAGUCAUACGCGUAUCAAAGUUACGGAACUCUGUUACCUUUGUAACUUGUAACUUGUAAUCAGUUACAAAAAUUAUCUUGUAUCGUUAUUUUGUACAACGCUAAUAUAUCGUGCCAAAUCAUUUAUUACUUGCUAUCUAUGUUAUCGAUAAUUAUAAGUGCUUAUAGCGCAUUAGCUUUAACUUGUAACUGUUGACCCAUUGUACAAAUAAAUUGAAUUUAUUUUAUAGACUGAAAACUAUAUUAUUGUUAUUUUUUUUAUAAAAAUGUAAUAAAUUACGUGCGACUUGUAACUUAAAAUGUAACUCGAUUACAGUGAAUGUAACUUUUAAUCGGUUACCCGAAAUUAGGGUAACAUGUAACUAGUAUCCAGUUACACUGUGUACCGUAAAUAUUGCCCGUCCCGGUAUUCGGAUGGAUUGAAGUCAUCGCGGCGUUUUGCCGUAAUAUGCGUAACAUUAUUUGUGAGCGUGAGCUCGUGAACCGAUUCGGAUACAUCCAUGUCGGCGCGGUGCUGCGACACAAUACCCCCCGCCGUAUAAUAAUAUAAUGGGGGUAAACGAUUGAUUUUUUUUUCUUUUCGUACGCGUUCACAUUAUCGUACCUGCGCGUUCUAUAUUAAAUAUUUUCGUUUAUUUCGUAUGACGUCGCAAAGCCAUCGAUAGUAAUAAUAUUGCGUUUCGGCGCGCGCAAACACAAUGCAAUAAUAGCACUUUGGAAACCGCGCGACAAUAAUUUAUAUGCCCGUGAAUAAGGGAAAAAUAUUCGGCACGAAAAUAACGAAAAAUCCUCGCGCGCGCGCGCGCGCGUGUGUGUAGAGUAUACCGUGUACAGGGGUGUGUAUACUCGUUAAUGGGGCGGACGAGGAGAGACUGCACAAUAAAAUACGAAACCGGCGUGGCGGAGAGGAGAAUGAGAAAUACUGCAACACCCGCGUCGCAUUUAUAAAACAACCCGAAACGCAUUGUGAACACACAGCGCAAUACAAAAUGUAUACGUAUACCUGUGCACCGUCACCUGCAGCGUUUAUCCGCAUUACGGACGAAAAUACUGUGCGCCGGCGCGUUUCAUUAUGGGAAUACGAUCGAAUAGCGUUCGUUUUUGGAUUCGUUGUUUCGGAAAUCGUACUGCCGUUGCCGGGAUUUCCACCUCCGAAUGAAUGGUUGACCCGGGAGACGGGCCGACGAAAAAAAAAAUGUCAUCAGCAAAAGAUACCGUGCCUAAAAUUUGACGUAUGCAAACCAUUGGUCUCGUUGCUGAUCGACAAACUAAUACGUAAUUAUAUAAAUAGUACUGAUUUUACGGCGACCCGGAGAGUAAUUCACUGAACGCGUAACCGGCAGUGUUACAACACUCGGUGUACACUGCGGCCUAACCUCGACGAUACCACCACACUUCACGAGUUCCCGCGGCGUUAUAAUAUUAUUACGAAGUGGAAAGCGCAAUUCAAAUUCGAUAAAAUUUAAAAGUACUUAUCAAUAAAAUAUCAUUUGCACGCAACACGUCGUAAUCCACGGUAUCCUCCUUUUUUUUUGUGUUAGUGUAGAUCAAAUUAUUCUCCACCGCGUCACGGCCGUACGUAAUUUGCGUUAUCUACGCCGCAUGAUGUUCGCGCGUUAUCUACGAUGGCAGGUGAUAUCAGGUAAAAACAGUGCACACCGCACUGGUGUACACGAGUGCAGUACCUACUGCAGUUCGGUGGAAAUCGCUACUAUUGAUAGUAAUAUUAAUACCUAUAAUACCCGUGUUAGACAUUUUACAUUUUUAGAAUUUGCUUUUGUUAUUUUUCAUAACAAUCAAAAUAGUUAUUGUUAUUUGUUGGCUUGUUGACACAAUUAUUGAAUGCGUAUUUCGAGACGAACCGCCAAAGUUCAGCGUGUUAUUCAACGGGUAAACUUGAACACUGAUAAAUUAAUAAUGUUAUCACUCUCGUAAGAUAAUGAGUAUAAUGUUUACAAUCGCCAUUACGUGAUAAGCACCGUUAUCGAUAUGGAAUCAAAACAGCCUAUAGGCAACAUGUAGAGUUGACAUUCGACUUUUCUCGGACGACACUGAGGCGUUUGACUAUAAAAUUGCUUAUGGAUCCGACAAUACAGAGUUAAAUAUACGAAGCCUACUAUUGCAACAACCGUUCGAUAACCUGGAAUUAUUUGAUUCCCGUAAUCCCGGAAAUAGUCUAUUAACAAUCGGAAUAAUCGGAAAAAAAUCAGACUGAAUAGGUUAUUUUAACUCUGUACAGAUAGUGGUGCUUAUCGUGCACUGGUAAAAAAUAUGGUGUAUUUGAAAAUCUCAUUUCUCGCCAGCCAGACACGGGGGCUUUGAGGGUACGAAACCCGAAUUUCUCAUAAUUUAUUAUCGAUAUUAACCGCGGUUCGAUCAGUCAGAAUAUAUUAUUAUUAUAUAAUACGAUCGAAUAUAAUUUCCGGGGAAAAAGAGUUUAAGUAGAUUUUUUAUUAUUUUGUCCAGUGUGAUUUUUUUCCUGUUAUUUUUAUUUUCGGUUCAAGUGUAUAUAAAUUUUUAAAACUGUACUCGCCUGCACGUACUGAAAACUAUAGAGAAUCGACUCACUACAGCUGUACUCUUCUAUCUAUUCUGAAUAUUGUCGAACGCGCACCCCGGGAACGAACAAUAAUUAUUCGUGACGAGAGCGAAAAGACGUAAAACGCGCCGGUCUAUUUCGUGUUUCGUAAAGUCAUGUUUAUUUUUUUUUCUCCCGCAGUCUAUUAGGUUAUAGUGUAUACUGUAUAUAUAGAGCACGUAACAUACAAAAGGGAAAAAAUACGACGCGACGAGACGCGUCCUUUCUCUAGUAUUUCUCAUGACGGAAAAAUUAAAGAACGAAAUAAAAAAAAAAAAAAAAAAAAAAAAAAAAAAACAUAAAAAAUAAUAAUAAUAAAAAACGUCCGACGGUUUUUAUUAUUUGUAUGCGUCGUUCUCAUAAUAAUAUUAUUGUUAAACGUGUGCGGAGGAUGCGAUAACACGUAUUAUUAUUUAUUACUGUUAUUAUACUGUCACUUUUUCUUACGAUUAUUAUACAAUUAUAGACAAAAAAAAAAAAAAAAAAAAACGAGGCAAGCACGUGGUGACAAAUUAAAUAAUAUUGCGCGAAACCGGUUUUACGUAUACGCAACCGUUAUACUCGUUCGAAUUUCGGUUGGGGCCGAGACGAAAAUAUGAUUAACGCGGGGGAAAAAAACGGUUCUCGCGAAUAAACCGAAUUCGACGGUUUCGCGACUAGAACUCGAAAAAUCGAUUUUUAAAAUUGUAUUUCUUUUUAAACUUUAUCCGACACGCCUACGAAGUUUUCGAUCGAACGGUUCGUAAGCGCAAUGAAACAAUUAUAAAUCCUCGUAAGAGUCGUACGUUUGGGUUUUAAACCUCGUAUUCUGCCGGAUUUCUAAAGAGCAAAAUAUCGGAAAACGUAUCCGUUUGAAAAUUAUAUCGGACAGAUGAAUAUUAUAUUCAAAUGUGUAGUAAAAAGUAAAAAGAUUAAAUUUAAUUAAAUCGUUAAGUCUACCGCAGUUUUUCGAUUCUAAAUCUAUUUACGUGGUUUUGUCGAAUCGAUCUAUACCGUUUCGACAAUCGUACGCGUUUACAUAUGGGCGCGUACCUACUGUAUUACAGUUUGGUACAUUAUCAUAAUAAUUAGUAUAAUUGUGUAUUGAGACCCGCCGUUUCCGGACGAAAUUCGGCAAUUUCGGGCAGGGUCCGUCCGGAAGUCCGAACCCGAAAAAUCCGGGCACGCCGCUCUGACGGUUUCGUCGUAUGGAACAAACCGUAUAGGUUUUAUGUGAUGAAAUAAAACAAACUGAACGCAAAUAAGUGAAAUAAUAACGUUUUAUUGUGUGAUUAUUUACUGACAAUCGGAAAAUGAACGUUUGGAAUAGAACUAAUCUUUUAGUGGUCUGAUCUCAGCCAGAUUUUCUGUAAUUUUCGGGCCCACUAAUCGGCGUCCGGCGAGUGAGCAGUUUUUCGCUGCUAUUAACAUACAUGUGACUUUUUUUUUUCAACUAGAAAACCAUGUUAAAACACGGUCGCUUUUUUCGGAAAGAUACAAUAUCGCGUUCGCCGAGAACAUCGCGGAUUAAAUUUAAGGGGAGGGGGGUCGUGGCGAUAAAUCCAUUCGUAAUAUUUGCUUAAAAUCCGCCCUGGUGACUAAGGGGACGGACGUCUAUAGAGCGAGACGCUGGAAAAUACAGUGGCGCAGCCGGGGGGAGGGCUGGAGGAUUGAAAGAAGGUUUUCUUUGCUGAAAAGGUUUAGGGAGGAGCACCACGUCACAAAAUAAAACUCAAUCGGUUAGUCGAAACACGACACAAAUGAAAACAGUACGAUUACUGUUUUCGCUUUAAAUGCUCUCAUAGAAAGACGUAGCAGCAUAUCGUUCCGAGACGCAUAUUAUUAUUACGCUCUUAAUUCAGUAUUGUUGUGUUUAGUUUUUUACGCAUUAUUUCCGUUUAAAAAAGCAUUACUUGUUAGAAAAAAAUUUGAAAAUAAGUCGUUUUGAUGUGUGGGGGAAUCGGAGACACAUGUCUACAGCCCCCCUCCCUUCACCUAGUUUUUGAUACCAAACUUAAUUAAAACGCAUGCACAUCCAUGUUAAUUAAUAUUUGCCAAAAAAAACGUUGAAAAAUUCAAUGUGGAGGGGGAGAGGGCUGGGGACAUGUACGCGCGACAUAUCGACAAAACCCAUUUUCCGAAUUUGUCGUUUGUCGGCGAGUCGUAACUUCCUCCCGUUACCCCCCCCCUCCUUAUAUUCGCCCGUGUCUCGUGCGAAACACGCGGAUGUUCAACCCGGAGGGGUUAAACCCCGGCUCCCCGUCCGAAAUCCCGGCUACGCCGCCGGACAAAUACGCGACAGCGUUAAUAACAAUAAUAACAAUUGGAUUAUUCGAAUUAAUCGAAUUGUUAUUGUCGUCGCCGCGUGCGUGCCCGGCGGGGCCGAUGAGGUGCCGCGCUCGCCGCAUAGCCGUCCGCCGUGAUGACCGAUCGCCGCGGCGUUUCUCGCGCUCCCGUCCGCCGCGCCUGCCCGCGCCCGCGCCCGCGAACACAUGGCGCGGUUCGAAAAUCGGCGCCCAGGUGACGGUCGCCGGCGACGAUAAUAACAUUAUAACGACACCGCCGUUAUUAUCGAUAAUACGCCCGUAAUGUGUACUGCACCUUUUCGCGGUGUUUUCGAUGGGGGGGGGGAGAGAAGGGAUACGAGAGAGCCCCUGUAGCCGCACGGCAUCGCGUACGUAGCACCGUUUCGGCCGCGGAGAACAAUAGCGCGUAACGAUCCGGGGGACGAGCCACUGUGGGGUUAUGGGGAGGAAAUGAAAUAAAAGAGAACGAAAAUAUGAUCCGACGGACGAUUUUUUUUAUUAGGGGAACGGCGGCGCGGACACUCGCGACGCGCUACACGCGCGGCGUAACGGUUAUACACGGGCGCGACGCCGAAUGGGCGGAUCGGCGACGGCAUGAUUCGUGACGCGAAUAAUAUCCUCGAGAGUUUGUUUUUAUUACGUUUUUUUCACCGCCUUUCGCCCCCUCCCCCCCCCCCCUCGCCACCGGUAUACAUCGUAUUCUCGGGAAGGAACACGUGUAACCGUCGAGCUGCCGUUCGUCCCGAUUCGGGCGGGACGUUACCGGUUUUGUCCGAACGAAGUCCCGCGCGUCUUCAAUAACGCCGAGCGCCCUAUACGUAUAUGUGAACCUGCCGCGCGCGGACUCCCGUGGGAAAUCCCACAUUGUGGACUUUUGUCGCACUCUCGCUCGGGCUUCCAUUCGUAUAGAGCGCGCGUAGGUACAACUGCGAUAAUUAUGCAGCACAUCUUAUUAGACUGGCGACACAAAACGUUUCAAUAUGUUCGUAUUUUUAGAUCACGUCCCAUUUGGUCGCUUAAAAAUCGAAAUACCGGGUAAAACAUCGACGCUAGGAUAAUCGUCUUACCGUUAAGUAUGAUAAUUGGUCAACCGCUUUAAUAUUGCGAAACUAACGGCGCAAAGUUUGUCCCGCUGAACGGAAAUUUGCCAUGCCACGCGUUUACAAGACGCAAACAGUCGAAGCCGGUGUGACGUCCUCUUAAAAGGGCGUAAUUCGACUGUAGAAAUUAUUACCCCAAAUGUCGGAGAUAAUCGAAUUUCUCUUGUUUCGUUUUGUUUUUGUCAACAUUUGAAAAGAAAACUUUGAUGUAUAUCGAAUAAACAUCUUCAAUUAUUUUGUAAUCAAUGAUAUAAAAACCAUUUGAAAAAAAAAUUGAUAUAAAAAUAAAAUAAAUUAAAAGUUAGAAAAUGCGUUUAUUAUUGACCGUCCAGAUUCUUGUGGUGAACAUCGCGACAUUCCUUUCCGGAUUUCAAUUCAAUGCUUUUAUCGUGAAGCCGUGAUCGGGUGAGAACAAUAUUGUGAACGGCAACAGUCUGCUAUAAUAGCGGCGCGUAUUUAGAUCGGAUUUUUCGUUGAGAGUGGUAAAAACAUGCAAAUUAUACGCGACGGGUUUUCGGAAAAAAAACGCCGUCAAUUCGCCCCGGUCGGACGUCGAGCGCGAUUGGCGAAAAUCCGGCCCUGCAAUCCGGUGCGAAAUACGUUCUGUUUUUUUUUUUUUUUUUUAUAAAUUUUAGAAUAUCAACAUAUUAUAUAUUUUAUCAGCGGACAUACGCCAUUUAAAGAACGUCGCAUUAUAAUAACAACGCGAUACAAUAUGUUCGAAUUUAAAUCAUUAGAUCGGCCGCACGUGCCCCGUACUCCUGCUGGCUGCCGCGCGGCGGCCAUCUGUCCCGUCUCAUAUUUUAUAUCACAUGCCGCCCGUGUGUCAAAAAAAAAAAAAAAAAAAACCUCCUUUCUUCUGGCCCGAACAACUCGAAAACAUAUAGGAACGGAUUUUUUUCUUCUUCUAAAUUCGUGCGUUAUUAAUACAACAUUAUUAUAGGUACACGGCGGACACGGUUUUCCGGCCGAAUUCUCGAAUAGUCGCCGAAAUGCGAGUCGGUCUUGUGGUCUCUAUACAACAUUAUAAUAUAAUAUGUAUAGUCUAUUAGUUCCAUAAGUAUCGCGGAAUUAUACCGUGCGGCGGCAAAACCACAAUCGCCCGUGGAAUUCACAUUAUUAUAAUAAUCUGUAUCGCGUUUCGUAUUCCGAAUAAUAACACUCGUAGAUUGUGAAGGUUCGAGUCGGCACAACAAAAACGAAAAAAAAAAAAAAACUCCAAGGAAAAUAUUAUACGUUAAACAUCUUUCGGAUAAAAUCGUUUUACAACUGCAGAUACGACCUAUUAUCUAACUUGCGAGACGUCACGACACGAUGACCGACUAAAUCCGUAAUUUUGCGCGUCUACGCGUACGAUGAAAUAUUUUCACUAUAUUUUAAAAAAUUAUAAAAAAUUAUCCGCGUCUUUUAACGUUCGGCGCGAACAAUUCGGACGGGCAUUUUUAUUAACCGAAAGGUUCCCUGGGCGAACCGUUGAGAGUUUCAUAAAAUGUGGUCGAGUGUAGAUACGAACAAAGUUCACGGAAGAAUCGGGGCAUUUUUACGAACCGAUUAAUCGGUUUCCGAGACGAAAAACUUCUAUGGCUUUUUCGCUUUACGCUCUAGAAUAUUGAAGUACAAUUUCGUUUGUUUGGCUUUUCGGUCGGCGAAUGCGUCGAUUUUUAACGGACUGCUUUAAUGUUUUCUCGUAUUGUGUUCGUAUUGUUGAAAUAUUUCAUACAUCCGAAUCCGAAAUUCGUCAACAAUUACGAAUAUCAUCAAAUAAACUACGGCUAAUUAUAUAAAUGACGUGCGGCGACUUAUUGCGUUUCGCGCGGGGAACGAAUCGACUUUGUCCCGAUGCUGUCGCCGCACCGAUUUCCAUCUCAAGGAUCGGCUGCGUAUUACUGAAAAAACGCCGCGACGGGAAAGCAAAAAUAAUUGUCGUCCAACGUUGUUGUCAAUAACGCGGCGUCACGCCGCCCGCCGUCGAAAUUAGAAGCGGUUUCGCGACGACGACGACGGUGAAAACGCCCUUGAAGUUUCGGGUUUUUUUUUUUUUUUUCUGAAAAAAAUAAAUACGUCAAACAACGAUUUUCCCCCUACUCGGGUUACGGCACACGGGCAUUUGUUUUACGCGUCGUCUACACUUACACGAGUAAAAUACAAGAAGAAUAAUAAUAACAAUUAACCGUACUCGUAUUAUCACCACGAUACCGUGUGAUUAUAUAUAUGUGUGAGUGUGUGUGUGUGUGUGCGUGUGUGUGUGUAUACACGCGUACGCGUAUAUUAUUUAUAAACUUGCGGCGGGUUGCCGAGUUUUACGGCCGCUCGCGUAUCGUACGAUUUAAUUCUGCAUUUAAAGCAUUCCUGCAGACCGUAUAUUAUUGUUGUAAUAUUAAAACCGCACAAUAGCUAUUGUGAAGUUCACACCGAAGCAGCCGUAGUAGGUACUAUACAAUACUUACGGGUACACUGCCGCCGCCGCCGCCGCCGAUGUCGGUGGUGUUGAUCAGAUUAUUAUUACUAUUUUUUUUUUUUUUUUAUCGUUGUUGUAUUACGCUUGUAUAUCAUGCGUGUUAUAAUAAAACAUAAAGCAAUAUGUAUACGCAUCGUUUUUUGUUUUAUUUUUUUUUUAUCCACACGCGAAAUACAUUAUUACGCCCCCCGGUAAUACACAGUAAAAUAAUGAAAUAUCGGAGCGUAAUGAACAAACACGCGUAGAUGAACGUAUACAGAGCGGUUCUUCUCUCGUAUUUGGUACGAUUUUCAUUUUUUUUUUUUCUGUACGAAGCUUAAUUUCAACAAUAUUUUUAAUUUAUGACCUCCCCCCCCACCAACACCGGUCUUUGUACCCGGAAACUUUCAGUCACGGAUUCGAACAGUGAAUAUUUGUCUGAAAAUCGUGAUACGCAGUUCAUAGUUUAUAGACUGGAGGAAUAGGGAAGAGUUAUCGAUAUAUAAUAGGCAAUUACCCUUCCCUGCUCCCCCGGUUAAACCGUCAUAAACUGCUAUUUUUAAAAAUCCCGAACGAACAUUCAUUUCGAGUACAAGGAGCCGGGGUAAACGGUUUAAAAUAAAACACAAACUGAAAUGAAAUGCACUUAGAAUAAUCCGAGAAAAUUGCUGGUUUGCGUUAAAAAAAAAAAUCGCUCUGUAUUCCACAGGUAGUAUGCAAUGAACAUAAUAGAUCGUAGUGGUUUUGUUUUUUUUUAUAUAUAUAUUUUACUCUAGGCGCCUAUAUCUCCUAUCACAAUCCUGUUAUUAUAACGUGUGAGAAGCGCGUCCCGUCCAAAUAUUGUUAUUGAUUGUUAUUGUUAUUAUUAUUAUGGGUUACUUAUAUCUACACGUGUUUGUUUGUUUAAAGGCGAUUUAGAAUACCCACGUAUAUAUAUGUACAGGCGUAUAAUUCGUGGUCAUGCGAGUAAAAUAUUUCGAAAAACGUUCGUAACAUAUUAUUAUUAUGCCACGGGGCGUAGUUAACUCAAAUAUAGAGAGACGCCUAGUCGACCGUGGACAAAUCGUUCUGAUAAAAUUGGCCAUAGGAAAACUCGGUCGAAUAAUAUAGAAAAGCGACCAGAUGAAAUAAUUCAACUUUAAAUACACAGCGAAACCUCCUUUAAUGGACAUUUCUAAAUAGCGGACGUUUUUUCGGGAACGGCGACAUUUUCACUAUUUAAAUAUAGGAAAACCUCUAAAUACAGGACACUUUAUAACAUUGAUAUCGAUCAUUUUUAUCGUAAAUUAAGAAUGAUUGUAGAAUAACUAAAUAAAAGUCUACACUAUUUAGUUUGCUUCUAUUACUAUGAAUGUACAUUUUUAUACUGUACAUGACGUGGAUCUUAUAUUAUCAGUUCAGUCGUUGACAUACACAUUAUCGCGUCGAUGAAAUGUAACUUUAAGAUGUAUUUAAUUAAUAUAAAAAUAAAAUAGAAUUUGUAUAAUUAAUUUCAAAAAAUAAUAAUAAAAAUACAAUUUUUCCUUCUAAAUAGCGGAUAAAAUUUCAGCGACCGAGAGUACCCGGUAUUUAGAGGUUUCACGUUGCAUGCAUUUGUUUUAAUGUCUAAUUUUUAUCUCUUGCCAUAUUUUCUCGUGGUCGUUUCGGUAUACAGACCAUUACAUAGUCCCGACAAGACCGCGUCCGUUUUCGAUUAUUAUUGAUUAUUACCUACACUCGUAUAUACGAUCGAGUCCCGUAAGAGGGUUAUGAAGUCAGCGACCAUACAUCUCCUUAAGAGGAGAAAUCGUAUCGAUUAACCAGCGAAUUAUUAUAUUCCAAUUAUACCGUGAAUUGUGCAGCGAUAUCCAAUAUUGUUCGUAUAUCAUCGCGUAAUAAUCUGUGGCGCGUAAACAAAAUCAGUGUUGAAUCCAGAACAUUUUCCUGGUGGGGGGCUCACAUUCCUCCGUUGGUCAUUUUCGUGUAAAAUUCCACGGAUAUUGCACAUUUAAUAAAUACAAUUUGUUGAAAGUUGUAUUUGUCGGGGAGGGUAUGGCGAAUGAAAUUCCAUUGGGAAAAAUGCCCCUCACGGGGUACACCUGGAUUUAAUAUUGAACAAAAUAUAUUUCGCGUGGUGUCCAAUCGAAUUCGCCUGCUUGGUUUUAUGGUUGCCAAGCUUGGCGAUAUCAAACCAUUUUUUAUUGAUAUACUGUAUCUUAUAUACUAUCGAACCGGCGUAAAAACCAGAUUAGUCGAAAGUAAUGAGCGUCAGAAAUUUAGGCCUGCAGGAAAAAAAAAGGUAACGUGCGUUAAUACACGUUUGUAGCCGUAGUUUAUAAUACAAUAUGACAUUGUUGUGUUCAGGUUACUACAUUUCAAAGUUUAACAUUUAAUUUAAUUCGAACUUUUUAAAACGUGAUUUUCUUAGAUUGAAAAAAAUGUGAAUUUUCUGUUUUAUAUCCGCGCAUUGUGUCCGAAACAUUCGUUUUUUACGAUAAGAAUGUCAAUUUUUUUUUAAAAAAAAAAAAAUGUUUUACAACACUUAUAUACUUAACGUUGGAUUUUUGGAAUUUUGGGACAUAAAUUAAUUUUUUCAACUUACGAUUUCCAAUUUGCGUUUUUAUUUUUUCUAACAUUGGCCAAUCUCGCACCAUACCACAGAUAUUAUAUUAUUUCAAUAGAUUAUUGUUGUGUGUAUACAUUGUCAUUUUUUUUUUUUUUUUCACUAGAAAUUUACGGUAUAAUAAAUGGCACACAACUAAACGAGAAAACAUCAUAAGUACACCGGAUGUGUACUCAUUCAUUAAUCAUUCGGUUUUUCUUGCGAAUAGCUACGCACUCGAAUUCAACACCCCGGAUCGAUUCGCUUCGCCGUUUUUUUUUUUUUUUUUUUUUGUUGUUGUUUUUUGCAUUUCUCAAUUUUCACUCGUUUUGUUUAUUUUUUCGUAAAUACGAAAAUAGUCGCGUGAAAACAACAAAUAAAAAACUUUCGGAGUUUGCUGUGCAAAACAAUACCGGUGGAUUGCCGCAGGACGUAAAAUUACUGAAACAUUGUCGAACAAGACAAUCGUAUUUAACGUAUUUUUCGAAAAGAAAAGACUGCGGUUUUUGAAAAUAAACAAUACUCGAUGGUAUAUUAGUGUAUAUUUAGUAUUUUAGCGUCUAUGAUGUAUAUUGUGUUUGCGUUUUUACAUCACCGUAUUCCACGAUAACGUCGGAUGUUUUUUCAAAUAUAAUAUGUGGUUUUUUUUUUUUUUUUUAGUUCAUUUACCCGUCUAAAUGGUAAUUAUAAUAUUUUAUAGCUAUACCGUCGUAGUAUUUUAUACAGAGCGAUUCUUUUAUCGCUUUAGACGCAUUGUUUCGCAAAGUAUAGACAGAAAACAAAAACGUUUCGUCAAUAUUUAAGAAACAAGCAGCUCUACAAUGUUACGUUACCGGCUGUUCUCUGUCGCCUCUUACUUUCAGGGUUGAAUCGACUACCGACUUUACCGAUUUACACACGGUAAAUCAUAUCAAGCGUUUCGAAUAGACAGAGUGUUAGUUUAAAUACGUUUCGGUGUUGAAAUAUUCGAUAUCCGACGAUCCGUUCGCGAGAUAUUCCGCUUUAAAGUUCGGGUACGCGGCGGAUUUCUGUGACGCUCGGCGUUUGUACAGUGCUCCGCCACUCACCCCAAUAUCUGAAUUUAAAAGUGGAAUAUCUCGCGAACGGGUCGUCGGAAAUCAAACAUGUCAACGCCGAAAUGCAUUUAAACUAAUACUACUAUAUGUUUGUGAGACUUUUAAUGUAGGUUGCCUUUUGAAAAUCAAAAGUAUUUUUUUUUUUGAUUAGAAAACAUCGAGUCGCGUUUACAGCGAUAUAUUAUAAUCUGCGUCUAUAUUAGUGUAGUUGUCGUAGCGUCUGGUUUAAAAAAAAAACAACGAAAUUUCGAAUCGAAAACUCCAUCCGUAAUUCGACUUCCCCGUCCUUCGAUCCCUUGUAGUAAAUAAAGCGUAACCGACAUCUACGGAUUUUUGGUUUUUUUUUUUUAUUUUGAAAACGGCGAGUAUCGCGGUGUACGUAUAUAUAUAUAUUAUAAUACCCGUCAAGACAAUAACACAACAAUAAUAAUAAUACAACAACGACCGUGUUAACCGUCCGUCGUCGCGGUCGUGACCGAAAUUCCGGUAUGGAUGACGCGCACAAAUUAACCUGUGACACGUGCGAUACGCGUACGGUUCGUUUAAUGUGCGCGCCCCCGUCGUCGAUGUGUUCGACCGUGGGUGUAUUUUAAUUUCGGCCAAUUAAUUAACCAUCCGUCUUCGCGUACUUCUCGUGUAUUACUAUUGUGUCCGAUCGCCGGGGGCAGACGCCGCCAUCGUGUACAUUUUUCGCCGACGAACAAAUAUAAUUUAUGGGUAUUAUGUAUGGGGGCCGCGCGACCUCCGGUUUCCUCGGUUAACAAAAACUACAAAUCGUCACCCUCCUCGCUCCUAGAACAAGACUGCCGCAACUCCAAAUGCAUUAAUUCCGAAUCAUUUCUGGUAGCGCACUAUCAGAAUAAUUUAGAACGCCACAUUCUACUAUAUCGCUUUUCAUUUUGCCACUAAAAAGACGCGUCAGUAUAGGACUAUUCGAUUUUUAACUGAUUUUCAAUGCAAUGUUUAUGCUUUAUGACCGUAUACACUUUUAAAUUUUUCCCGUUUAAUUACUGAAGUCAAAUGCUUUAUUUCGAUUUGUGGUGUUCUCGCACUACAUAAAAAAUAAUUUUCUGGUGAUAUAUAUGUAUUCAUUGCAAAACGGUUAUAUUUAAAGUUAUGACGGUUUUGCAUUCACCUAUAUAAUUGUAAGAGACCACAAGUCUAACGUUUUGGGUUUAUGUUCAUAAUAAUUGAAGAAGUCACACUGUAAAGCGUGUUGGUGGGUAUUUUAGAUUUUGGUUUCAAACGCAUAGCUAAAAAAAGACGGGCAUACUUCGCACGUGGGUGCAGCCACUGUUGUAGAUUGGAAAUUGAGAAGGCAGCAUCUAUAAGCAAAAAUAAACCAUUGCUAACGAAAAGACGAUUCUGAGCGGAGCUCAGUUGAUAAUGGAAUUUUGUUUUAAACGGAAACAGUUAGGGUCCGGCAAAAAGACCGGAGUGAGAUGGCGCUGUGUCAGUAGUGGUUGUGAUACAUCGGUGGAGGAGGUAUCGAUUAAUAGGUGUAUCGUUGCAAUUUGUAUUUGUUGCAAUGGUUAUGCACGGCGAUAAACAUUGUGUGUCUGUCGGUAUGUCCGUAGAUAAUUAUGGAAUGGACACGUCCAACGUCCACGUCUAAAAAUUGCACGUUUAAGCGCCUAUUGCUUCCGCGAUCGAUACGUAUACAUCCGUAAAAAUCACACAAUAGAUUUGACUGUUUUCCGCCAAAUUCGUAUCGUUUCAAAUCACCGCGGUAGAAUUUGAAUUCUAAAAGAACCACGUAAUACAAAAUAAUUGCAUCGCGGAAAGGGAAAACAUCGCCUAUGCCUCUCUUAUGUUUCUCUUUGGUUCGAGGACCGAACAUUUCGACCCGUGUCCUAUCCAUUAAAUCUAUAUGGUCGGCACGAUGACUAUCCGCGUAUUAUUUUCGUCGUCAAGCGGUCGUUGUUAAAAAAUGUAUUAUUGUCGAUCGGGUUCGGACGAGUCGACAGAGACCAUCGGAGACCGAUCGCGAGACGUCUCGUUUAAUUGGUUCCGCGUAUACGUAUACGAGCGUCUUAUUUGCCUCUGUGCGUACAGAAUGGAAUAUUAUUUAAGACGCGCGACGAGUUAUUUUACCGGUUGAAACUCUGCAGUUCGCAGCCUAUUAUAUGUAUACAGGGUGUCACACGAAGAUAUACCCGUUGUAAUAUUUCCGGAGAUAAUCGAAUUCUGGUUACUUUUGUGUUACUCACUGGGAUAAGGAGUACAAAUAUUCAUAUUGCAAUUCAAUUUUUAUGUUUUAGUAAAAAAAUUAAAGCAAAUACUUUUUAGUUUUAUUAUAUUCGUGUUUUUUAAUAGUUUUUGAAGUUCAUAGAAAAAUCAAUUAAUCGUAACAAUAAUAAUCAACUGAAGAAUGCGAUUAUAGCCUGCUAAUUAUAUUUAUAAUUAUAUGCAAUAUAAUUAUAUAAUUAUAUAGCUAUACUUUUAUCUGGCCUUCGAGAAAAUAAUUGAAAUUCGCGAAUUUAAUGAAAAUAAAAAGUUGAUACUUCAAUAUUUUCGGAAAAAUAAAAUUUAAAAUAAAACCAAAAAGUUAUUUUUUAUUGAUUUUUUACCAAAACAUAAGAAAUUAUUUGCGAUAUCAAUAUUUGUAAUCAUCUUGUCAUCCCCGUGAGUAAUACAAAUAAAAACCAGAAGAAUUUGAUUAUCUUUAUUAUGUGCGGAGAUAUUACAGUGGGUAGGGUCUUCGUGAGACACCCUGUAUUAUAGGGGAUAGGCCUCGAUCGGUAUACGUAUACCGGUAUAUAAUACGAGUGUUGUACCUAUGGAGAAAAUAAAAAAAAGUAUAAAAAAAAAUCGGUAGACGUCGUAUUAUUUGUAGUGUAUAUAUAUACCUAUGUAUAGUUGUCGUCGAAGCCCACGCGAUCGAACGGCAAUCACGUUUCCCUCGGCCUCCCCCACGACCCGCUCAAACACUGCCCGUCCCGGAGACUCAUUCUCGACAAGAGCCAAGCCGCUGACGACGACCGCGUGGAAUAAUAAUAACGUAACUACCUAUAAUACACGACGAUAAUAUUAUUAUUAUUAUUAUUAUUAUUAUUGUAACGUUUCGGUUUUAUACCGGGGCCGUAUUGUGCGUAUACCAGGCCGUAGACUGUGUUACUCGUGGUGUAUAAAAAUAUAAUAACAUAGACGUAUUAGUUUAUACAGGGUGUUCCGCGCGGUAGUUGUGCCGUCCCGACGGUAACAAAGCUGGACACGGAAAUACCGCCGAUCAAUCUGAAAUCCGCCGUGGAAAAAUGUCCGGCGCUUAUCCCCGGAUGUUAAUCCGUUUAAUCCGACGAAUCGACGGAUUCGAAUUCCGUAACGCGGAUGUUAUAGACGGAUUACAUCCGAACUUGGUAUUAUUACGCGAUCGAAAUACAAAUCCGGUAUCCGAACGAAUCGCGAGAGGAAACAAGAGUAAAUAAUAUAAAUUAUACAAUUUUUCUUUUUGAUACAUGAAAAAAAAAAAAACGAUUAGUACUUACCGCACCUAUAUUAAUUAACGUAUGAAAUUAUAUGCGUGAAUCGCAAUGUUACCCGUCAUCCCGUUAUCUUUAUUGUCGUUUUAUCAGAAAUAAAUUGAAUCAUUAACCCGGAUUGAUCAUUUCAAUCCGAAUAGUUAUUAUAAUUAAGGAUUACACGUUUUUUUUUAAUCCGGAUUAAAACGCGUGGAUUGUAAUCCACGCAUUAUCCCAUGCAUACCGUACUCGAAUAAUUUAUUUGAAAGUUAAUUCUUACAUUAUAGAACAACGGUGGUCAUGUUAAACAAUACGUAUACGAAUUAAUUUUAAAAAAAAAAAAACCUUUUUUCAUCUCUCGCGAAACUAUUAUACUAAUAAAUGUGUCACAUACGUUUUUCCAUAUUUGUGUCGUCGGGUGACAUUGAGCGUCAAUAAUUGUGCAAAACUGAUGCGGCAUAUCGAUUGACAAAAGGACGUAGCCGGAAAUACCAUGGAAUAUUCAUUUUCAAACGCACGCGAAUAUUCUUUGAACGAAUUUAAAAACGUUGGUUUUUGAGAUAGAAAAAUAACAUUUUAAAAAUAUGAUUAUCGCGGCACCCCGUCGAUGGGUAUGGUAUGCUUGGAAUGACACAACUAUUACAAAACACUUUGUAUGUAAUCGUUAUUAUCGUAGGUUAUAUGAUCGGAACGAUUUAUUAUAGUGAUACAGUGAUAUUUUGGUGAUGUUUUUCAAGGAUAUACGCAUCGCGGAAGAGGACGAAGGGGGCCUAUACUUACUUUACAAAAUUCUGUAAUUCUCAGUAAAAUUAAUCUCUAUAACAGUGGUUCCCAACUGGUGAUCCACGAACCUGUCAUAUAAGUGGUUCGUAAAACUGUUUUAUCCUAUACAUAAUAAAACAAAUAAAACGGAUUGUCAGUUAUGAUAAAACAAUAAAUAUUAGGGAUGGGCUGAUAACAAUGUUUACCGAUAUCUGACAUUCCGAUGCACGCGUCAAACUACCGAUAUCGAGUGUAGGUCCAUCUCUAACAACAUCUACUGUUACGGUGGCCGAUAAUCGGGUUUUGUUUAUCGUUAUUAUGUAAAAACAACACAAAAAAGACCAUAAGCAAAACGAAGUGACCCGCGACCUUUAUAGAAAGUUCUCUAUGCGGUCAAAAUUAGUUUUGAAGAGGUUGGGAACCUCAACAAAAAAAAAUUCUUCCUUUUUUCACACAGUUUUUACGUUAAACGGUUGGCGCAUUAAGGUAAUCGUUUUUUUAUUUUCCUUGUGGUUUUCUUAAUAAUAUGGAAAACACUGAUGUGUACGCGAUAACGGUUCUUUCUAGAAACGGACAAAACACAAAACACUUUUGAGCUAUUUAUUUUAGUCAUUUAAAAUUGCUGAAUUUUUUUUUGUAGUUUGAUGUAGAGAAAAAAAAUGUUUCGACCCGGGAAAAAUGCUCGGAAAUUUAACACGAAGUUCGCUUUAAAAGUCUUACUUAGUAAUAAAAAAAAAAUGUGUGAUGUGGUCAUUUUUUUUUUUAUAAGAGUUUUAAACUUUUAAGAAAAUCCCGGCGUUUUAUAACGAUUUAAUCGAACUUCACUCAGAAUCGUUGCGUACGGAUACAUAAAUUAAAUUAUUCUAUAUAUAUUAUAAUAUUAUCCUGACGAAUUUCCCGCAUCCCCUCUAUUUUUUAACUUCUUCCCGCGUGUAUCCGCGUUACACUUACCCGCCCAUAUUGGUACGUCUUUUGUAUAUACGAGACGCGUUUUACGUCCGACGUUCUUUAGAACAGUAUAACAUAAUAAUAGUAAGUACGAUUUUUUUUUUUUUACCAAUAUAUUAUAUAUGCCAAGACCUUGAGAUGUCAAAACCAAUUAUUUGAGUUUAAAGAGAGUUAUUAUUAUUGUUUUUUUUUUUGCCUACACGCCGCAUUAUUAUAGGACACCGUCGAAUAUAACUUUACGGUGACCGUUGGCUCGGACGGACCGCGAGUAAGUAACGGCAGCGUCGUAAAAAUUAUCCUCAUUAUAUUAUUUAAUAUCGCCGUAUUCAUCACCGUCAUUGGUCAACGUGUGGGCCGCCACCGUUUUUUUUUUUUUACAUAUUUUUUUUUACAUUUUUUUUUUUUAUGUAAAUCUUUUAUACGCGCGUAUACGGUCGCGCAUUAAAUAAAACGCGCGUGUAUUACGUGAACAACAGCUACCUACGCACGACAGCGCGGUACUAAUUGCGUGAAGAAACGGUUCGCUUUUAGACAACAUACUAUACGAUUUACAGAAAAUCGACAUUGUCUCGUACCUUUAAACAAAUGAGAAAUUUCGAAAUAAAUCCGCGGACCGAUACAUAAAUACAUAGUAAUGCAAUAUACAGACGAGCUCGUGUAUCGCUCGUCGACAACAGUUUUCGGUAUUAUUACGAUUUAGGAUUUUUAUUUAUUCAUUUUUUUGCCAUCACCAUCCACCGAAUGAAGUCUACGAAGAUUUUCAAGUGUUUUCAACCAUUGUAUUAUUGUUAUGGGCGUUGUACACUGUGGUGGGUGUGGAUUUUGUUUUUUUAAUAUUAAUUACUAAAUAAUGUUCGGUUGGUAAAAUAUUGUUGGUAAUACAUUUAUAAAAUACGAUUUUUUGUGUACUUUCGAUAGUACUCGUAUAUUUAGUUGAAUAUUUCGAGAAUAAUUGUAAAAUGCCAACGAAGUUGUAGUCUUCAAUUGUACCACCAUCGACACGUUCCGUAACGUGUAUUUUAUUUCUGGAUAGAAAGAUAGUUUUGUUCGUUUUAGAUUUUAGAUUCAGAGCGAAACGAGGAAUGGAAUAGUUGUAACGGUUUAUCUAUUUAUGAUGUGUUUGUAUGUUUUUUCGCUUUGUUUCUGUAAUCAACUUUUACACCAGAAAUCUUAUUCCGAUCAAAAACUUUAUAGAAGCUUUCUUGUAACAUGUUUGAACUAGUUCAUACAUUGAAAUGCUCAAUUUUCUUUGUAGUUUUCAAUAAAAGAAAAACUGGCAAUUUUUAUUGAUUUCUGGAUUACAUCGACAACAAGGAAAGAACACGACUGUUGAUACUCUGCUCAGAAUCAUUUUUUAUUAGAAAUUACUCUAUAUUUUCUCCUUUCAAACCCCCUUCCUAAAACAGUAGCAUACCCAUCAGCAGUAUCAGCUUUUUUACAAAAUAUUGCCCGUGGUACAACGUACAAGAAGUAGAGGUGAACAUUUAAUCAUAUUGUUAAAACUAUAAAAGUUAAGCAAUGGGCAUAAUGAUUGAAAAAGUCAAAAACAAAUUUUAUCAACAUCUUCAUAAUCACUAGACCGUGAUAAAAAAAAAAAAAUUAUAAAAUUAUAAUGUCAAUGAAAGUUUUCAUAGAACCUUAGCCUUUCAUAUAGCCUACAUGGUAUAGCCCUUAUCCAGCAAUAUAAUAUUAAUAUGGUGUUAUUAAAAUUAUAAUUUAAACUCAAUCAGAAACCAGACGACGCACAUAAAUUCAUUCUUAACAGACUUAAUUGUUUGGGUUAUCGGUUAGUUGUUUGUGUGUUCUCUCGAUCGAUAGCCAAAUAGUCGCUCUGUAUAAGUACAACCGUGAUAGUAUAGGUUUUGUUUUUUUAUUGUCGUCGUCUCCGUCUUCCAAACGCGCGACGCGGCAAAUUUGAGUUCAGCGAAACCAAUUUUGGGCUGUUAUAGUUUUGUUAGUUCGAUGUGAAUUGUCUCUGUUUUCGCGUCGUCGGUCCGUUUAGUUAUUUUAAUCCGAGCGUUUGAACUAUCAAAAUUUAAAAAUGCUGAUUAUGUUAAUAUGUGAUACUUGAAUACUUCACGCACUCAUAUCUCGCUCGAAAUAUCUGAAAAAUAUCAUCAACGUGCGGUCACAGAUAAUGUUAUUCUUACCUUCAAGUUUGAUACUGCGUGUCAACUCGCUCUGAUGUUUAAAACUAACGGCCCGCCGCAAUUGUUGCUGCUGAACGCGCGAAUUCCAUCGUGAUCGUACCUAACGCACGUUUUCGAUUUCCGUUCGAUUGCGCUCGGAUUAAAUGCAAUUAUUCUCCUAUACUGUACAUUAUAGAACGUUUUAUCCGUCCGUCAUAAACAAAAAUAAACUAUGAAUAAUUCGUCCGGUUUGAAUAUUGACGUCACGUAUAUCGUUAUUGUCGCCGUAUACACGCCGGGCUAUGAUAAAUAUUAUUAUAAUGCGUUUUGAAGUCGGAAAAUAUCCGCAAAGACCGCUGUGCGACCGUGCGGCAUGAAACGUCCUCUCUUUCGGGGCGUUAUUUUUGGAAUCUACGCGUCGUUUCCCCGUCGCACGUGAUUUCAUCCUAUAAGCCGCGUCGUCGUCGUCGCGAUGUCGACGACUGGUUACCGGGACGGAGUGAGGGCGAUAUUUUUUACGCCCGAAGUAUUAUUACACGCAUCCGAGUACGUAUAUCGCAUUUCGGGUUUUACGGCCGCCACCGUCUUCAAUUAGCCCCGAAAACACUCGAAUACGUCUGUAUAACUGCGCGGUGUCCGCGGGGAGAUCGGAAUUUAUGGAUAUUGCUUUUCGUCGGCGGUUUCAUCAACCGCCGCGCCGAUACACUCGUACAGCGGGGAGGGGGGGGGGAGAAGGUCGGGAGUUGUAGGGGAGAAACGAUGUCACGGAGGUUAAGUUUUCCUUUUACGUCGCGUCGCUAUACCGCGCGCAUAAUAAAUACUCGAACCCCCGGUUCGAAUAGUCUCUGAUGUACGCGCGGACGACGGAGUGAACAACAUAAAAUCGCAGGCACCCAUUUUCAGUAAUAAUAAUCGCAUUAUUAUUGUGACGACGGCCUACACGGACUGUUGUAAAAUCGGUUUUUUUACGCGGAUUCGGUACAAUAAUGUAGAAAACAUAAACGGUACGCGAUAUAAAUCAAAUAUCGUACGUUUAUCGUCCGCGAACGAGCCCGUUUAUUGCGUUAUAUUAUUAUUAUUUUUUUUUUUUAUGAGCUUAGAAAACUGUAUACUAUACAGUAGAUAAUAUAUUCUCGCGUAUUUUAGUGAGAGUCUAUAUAAUAUUAUAUAGUAUUGACUAUUGAGCUCUCGUAAAGUUAAUAGUUUUUUUUUUUUUUUCUACUUUGUAUUCUCUAUAUUAUUAUUCAGUGUCAAUAAUUUAAAACAAUACAAUUUAGAUAGAUAAUACGGUGUUCAAACUAAACUUUUAUACAAUAUAAUGCAAUAAUAGUGUGUCGAAAACGUGUUUACAAAAAAAAAAAUAUAGACGGACCUACUUCGCACGAUGGGUGGGCCACUGUUGUAGAUGAGAAGCUGGGAAGGUAUAGAGGGGUUUUUCAAAAACAGCAUAUGUAUGCCGUGAGUUGUAAAAAACCUUCAAGAGUGCAAAUGAGUGGAUAUAAUAUUUUAAAAUGUAUUAUAUACGCACAGUCGCGGUCCAUAACAAAUCGCGAGUUUUAUCUGAAAUUCGGUUUUAUUAUCGAAUAUUUAUCGUUAUUUUUAUUUAGUUUUAAUAAUGCACCCGAUAGCUGCAUUAAUUGAAGUUAUUCCCCGCAAUAUGUAUUAUUCCGGUACCAAAAAUCACAUCGAGUUUUAAUGAAAUCCAUAAUGUACCUGACCAUGGCAUUUACGAAAAUAACUAUACCGUCAACGGUCCGGCCGUAGAGGUCAGGUUAGAUAAUUAAAUAACAGGUUUUUUUCUCUCUAUAUAUGCAGUUGAGUUGCUUGAACGCAUAAAGUAUCGUGACAUAAAAAUACAACACGGCCGGGUAUACUAUACUUGACGUAUAGAGUUCAGACGAGAAGUCAAUAAAUAACGGGACAUUCGUUGUUCGAGAGUACACGUCGUAUUUUACGAUUACAACAAUCAAACGCAAUAACAAUAAGAGAGCAUCCCUCGGAGAAAUCGGAAAUAAUACUGUAACGAAAAAUAGUUUUAAAGAAUUAGCCGAGGCGCGGGGCAUUCCCUCCAUCGGACAAUAUAAUCAUUUUAAAAGGCCGUUUCUAAGCAACAGCUCUGGCGCCUGACAAUAUACUUUCUAGUAUUUUCAUGGGUAAGUUGUAGCUGAGAGGCAUGCGCCUUUUUCACGACCACCUCUGGAGUUACGUAUUUUUUUCGAUUAAUCCCUGACCUUUCGAACGACACCUUUUUUUUCUCUCGGCGCCAGAAUGAGCAGGUCACAUACCAAAUACGAGUGAGAUUUCUUCGGACCACCGACAACACCAUACUGAGAACUGACCUGGAGUAACGAAUGAUUGACUUUGGCCGAUAUUCGUUAGGAAUUCGAGUUUUCUUCUUUGUACAGUUCAACGCGUUAAACUAAUCUACAUUUAUCUUUUACUUGUACAUUGUCGUCGUCGUCGUCGUCUCAAUAAGAGCUUAGAACACUUUACAGAAACAAACUAAGGGACCGAUAAAAUAAUACUACUUUCGUUUGGCCUCAUCAACAUUUUCGAAUCUCCCACGAUCCCUCGAAACCUUCCGAACAUCAAAAUUAACCAACUGAAAAAAUAUAUAGGUAUAUGAUCGAAGUGUGUCGCGUUUUCGUUCAGUAUGCGCAGCUCUUCUACGUUUCGAUAAUAGUUGAAGCGAAGACCUACUCGAACGGGGUCUGCGUAUCAAAAAACUGCACUUGAACAUAAUGCACAUCUAUUUUGAUACUAUCCCAAUUAUUAAUAGAUUAUCUUUUUAAUUAAUUAGUUUAAAUUUCAAACGGGGGCGUCAUUUUGGGGUUUUUUUUUUUUUUGGGUGCGCGUAGUUUCAAACCGAUUAUCUCGAAAUUUCACCAGGUCACAUAAAAAUAAAUGUGUCUACAUUAUUCUGCAUUAUCAUUGUUUUCACAGAUCACGGCGAACCGCAUCAACAUAAAUAGUAAAAUACAAUUUAAAAAAUAAAAGAUAAUAAGUAUAAUUGAUUCGGUAGUACUGUUCCCGUGAAAACCAAGCAGUAACGCGUAUAGACUACAGAAGAAGAAAAACGAAGUAAAAAAAAAAAAAACAGAACAAAACAACCCCUUAAUAUUUGCAUUUAUAAAUUAUCGUUUAUGUAAUAUGUAAUACUUAGAACUUUUGCACAAGCAAAACGCUCUACAAAAAAUGUAUUUUAAACGAGCGGAUACCGGCGAUUUUCGUGUUAAGCAAACGCAUCUAAAUCAUAAACUAAAAUUUAACCUGCGGCUCAGUUUAUGAUAAGCAACGAUUGUGGGCACAAUAUUGUUUACUCAAUUGUUUGACGGCACGCGAUAUUUGCUUACGAACCCGUACAAGUUAACCACGAUUGUCAGUGAAAUAACAAUAUUGCGAAUAUAAUAAUACAUAACGCGAUAUUAAAGUAAAAACAAAAUUAUUAAAAUGGUUAAUACUCGUAAAUAAAUGUAUAAAUUAUUAUAUAUUUAUUUACUAUAUUUAUAUAAUUUAUAAAAAUACAGUUUAAUUUUGGUUGUAUAAAUAAUGGGUGCGUUAUUUCAGCAGGCCAAUUGGGGGAUUGUUUUAAAAGUAUACAGGGCGCGACCGAACAUUCUUACCCUCCCCCCAAAUGACGUCGUCGUUUUCAAGUCAUUAAACACACACACACACCUACGCAUCGAAAGUCCAAUUCGUUUUGAUGUUUUUUUUUCCUUUUAAUUGUCCGUAUAGUUAUCGAUAUUUCGCUGAAAACAUUAACACGGUUGUUGAACGUCCGCAGUAUUGAAUGAAAUAUUGUAUAUUAUAGAAUACACUAUAAAAAUAUUAUAAACGAUUAGAACGUAUAGAGAAAUAAAAAAAUGAACCGACAGUAAACACAAUGUAAUCGUUUUUAUGGAGUUUAUACGCUACGUAUAUAAUAUACCAUUAUACCGUGACCUAGGUUUAAACUAUACAUUAUUAUAGCAUUUAAUUACAAAAUCUCUUUGAAGUGCCAAUUAAUCGUGUUUUUAUUAUUAUUAACCAUUAAUAACACGAUAUUAUUACGAUAUCUGUUUUUUUUCUUCUUUUUUUUUUUUUAGUAUAAUUAAACGUAGAAAUCGUUAAACGUAUUGAGAAAAAAAACGAAAACGGGAACGACAGCGUUGUUAGAACAUCGUAAAUAAACUUCAGAGCGAUAAUUAAUUAAUAUUAAUGCGAAAUAUUUUCGAAUUAAAAUCACGAAGAGUUUCUCAUCUUUUACUCCUGAACAGACUUCUCUAAUUAUACACUGGCGCCGCUGAAAUGAUAACGACAAAUAACUUGGGAUGACGCGCGUUCGGUAUAUUCUAUUUUCCCCGAUUUGUUUUAAAACUUCGAAACUUUAUGCCACUUUAUUCUUCGAUUCUCCGCGUCUACGAUUAAAUAAUCAUUUAUCUCCUGUUCCUUUAAAUAUUUCUAUUUAUUUUUAUUUUUAUUAAUAUUAUAACGUGUUUAAUUUUGUCGGACGUGCGAUUAAUGCCGACGACGGUUUGUUUUAACUUCGCAGACGUCUACGACAGUUUUUUUUUUUUUAGCGUGUGAUAUGGGUAGACAUUCUCGUCACGGAUAAAUAUCCGUAAACUUCGCACGCAUUUCCAUUCCCAUUUAGUUUAUGCCCCCUUUGGUAUUUCCAAUACCUAUCAAUUUUAAUCUGCCCUACAUACGUAUUAUGUAGGUGUUUUGUUUUGAUUUUUUUUUUGUUCUCCGGGGAGUUAAUAAUAUAAUGUACACUUGACGAUGACUAACGAAAUUCUAUUUUCGUUGUAUUUUUUUCGUAAGGCCUACACGGCCUUUUUAUUUUUAUUUUUUUUUUCCUAGAAGAGGAAAAUUAGGUUAAGAUGUUCAAAUUCAAACCGCAUAUUUUAUGAUGUUAGUAUUUUGAAUAUCAUUAAAACGAUUGUGCAAUAUCGUACACUAUUAUUAAUACACAUUUUUUUUUCUAAGGUUAUUUUAGGUUUUAUUUUUUAAAAAAAACCGUCUGGGGUGGUUUCUGGAGCAUGACAUUCGUUUUUUUUUUAUUUUACAUUCUAAUGUAUUUUUAAAUAUUAUUAUUUUUAUUUUUUUAGAUUUUUCAAUGCGUACACCUAUUGAAAAACGUAAUAAUUUUACAUAAUUUAGCAUAAUAUUACGAACUGUUUAUUAUAAAUAUUAAUACGUAGGUAUUAAACGGGUAUUUUAUAAAUACCAUUUGUUUAUACACGCUAAUUUAUUGCCGACCGUUUACACAUUAAUAAACACGGGUGACAUGGACAAAUUGUUUGCAGAAUCGGUCAAAAUCAGGAUUUUUUUUUGACAAAAGUAAAAAUAAUUCUAAAUUUUAACGUUUCUACAAUAAUACGAUGUACUUGUCGAAAUAGCUUCGUAUAAACCGUGUCGACUACGAUAUACAUUUUUUUCACGGACACGCACCUAUAGCGUUUUUUUUUUUUAACGGACAACUUUUUUUUUUUCUCGAACCCCACAACGCGCGUGUAUACCUGUACCAAUCAGUGCGCUAUUAAUUACUAGGUAUACAAUUAAUUUUUUAAUGUAACGUGCAUAAAAUAAUUGCCGGAAGAUAAUAUCUUUAAGCACGCCGCAGUUUUAAGGAAUAAAAAAAAAAAAAAAAAAAAAAAAUGUUACCUUAUUAUACAAUAUUUACACGAACGUCAUUAUACCGGCGAUGUAUACUCAAGCCGCCGUAGAUAUUUUGAUAGAGAUUAAUAGACGUACUUUGUUAGAUAUCGGUGUUUCUUUUUUUAUUAUAAUAUAAGAUGACGUGUAAUCUGUGUACGUUCCGCCGAAAUGCGAAAAUAACGUUUUAAAACUUUCGCCUCGUAAACCAAUCGCCGCGGAACGCACGCAUUUUCGACCGAAGUUUUUUGUACUAUAGCUCGUGAUAAUACGGUCUAUAAAUAAUAAUAACUUUUUUUUCUCUUUUCCGACGUAUAUUCUCGUUUAUUUAGUUUGCGCGAGGUCAGUCGAUAGCCGCGGUAAAAAUAGAUUUGGCUCGGGCCGGGCUGCCGAAAGCGAUCCCUGUAUUAUGUUUUGUACGCUAUCGUCGCGUUACACCGGAUCGCCACUGACCUUGGCGCAUAUUUUUCGAUUUCGCGGAUCGCUAUGGAAUCGCCGCCGCCGUAAAAAAAAUUCGAACUCUGGCCGCGUGAAAAAAAAAAAAAACAGAAUCUUAUUCGGGCAAUAUUAUCGUCGUCGGUCGGACCCAUGACGGUGUUUUACGACAGAGCAUAUCGAAAUCUGACCGUUUUCCCACGAUUUGGGCGCCGGGAACACGACAACAGGACUACUGUAGCGUAUACCGAAACAUAUUUUCGAAAUCGCAUCACGUUCACCGCUAAUACUUUCUCUCUGUCUCUCUAUCGCUCGGCGUGUCUUUCUCUUUCUUUUUCUUCAAAUCCAAAUCCUUCUGCGGCCGUCCGUCCAUGCGCCGCAGCACGUAUGUCUUAUACAAUAUAUACGUAUAUAUUGUAUGUGCAUACUAGUCAACCCGAGACAGACCGGUCCCGUUUGGUCCCCGUGACUAUAAUGUACACACGCAGACGUGGUUCAUGCCUUUUAUGGACUUAUAAAGUCCGCCGUGUGCGAUGUUGGCGACGGGGCACAGCGGGUUCACCGAACUCGCAUUGGUAUACUACACGCGGUGAUGGUCGUAAUAGUCGCACACUAGCGUAUACAUAGUAAUAAUAUAGUGGUCUCGGUAUACCUGCGCUAUGCCUAGUACCGAGUAAGUGGUUACCUACGGCGAUUGUCUUCGCGGAUGGUCACGUGAAAGGAUCUGCAGACGCGGCGAUGACGACUACGUGGUCGUCGCGGCGGCCGGCCUCUGGGUACGGGCCGCGUCGUCAAGAUUUUCGAUCAGCGCGAACCGAUACAACAAUAAUAAUUAUUGUAGUUUUUUUUUUUUUUGAACCUUAUGAACGCAAACAAUGAGUCGUGCCGACCAGGGUGCGGUGGAUUAUCGACCGCACUAUAAAGAACGGCCACUGACGACUGUAUAAUAAUAAUAAUAUUAUUAUUAUUAUUAUAAUAUCGUGGUCAAGUAUAAAAUGUCUGCGAAGCGUCCGAUAUCCGAAUGACGUAAAAAAAAAAAAAAAAAAAAAUUCCAAACGAUUUCAUAUACUGAAUAUUCGAAUAUCGUAACUUUUAAUUUUACUAUCGCAAUUUACAUAAUAUGCAUUCGAACUAGUGUCUUAUUUACGGGUGUAUAGGGAUUGUAGAGGAUCAAUUCCUACACGCAGGGCCGUAGUAAAGCAAAUAAUAAUUAUUAUUACGAAUCCAAUUAUCAUAUGGGCUGUGGCUAUAGCUAAUAAACGGUGUUCGGUUAUUCAAUAAUAUCUGAUGAUAUUGUAAUAUUCCGAAUAAUUGGGUGCAAAGCAACUGAAUGUAUACCCACUAACCACUUAGAUUACUUAUUACAGCCUACGGCGAUAGGAAACGAUUAAUAUAAAAUAUAAACUAUGAAGGGUAACAAUAAUAUACUUAUCUAUCCUGAACGGAGUAUCCUCAGCAACAAUGUUGAUUUUGAAUACAGGUAUAAUUAUAUUUAUUUAUUGUGUUGAUGAGAAUAGGUAGUAGGAAUGAUAAAACAAACACUUGAUUUACUUAAAAACGAUGAUGUCGGAAUGUUAGAAGCCGGAGGAACAACACGCACUCGCGAGAAGACGAAAUAGAUGACGAGUCGCCAAGGCAGGAUUCGGUGGCCGAAUGAAUCGAGGAGUCUUUUAUGAGAGAAAAAGAGGAAAAGAGCUGGGCACUGUUGUUCGGUUCUCAUUAUCAUGUGUUAUUAUUAUGUUGAAAUAUUUAAUUGUUAUACAUACUAUUUUGUAUUAAUCUAAAUUGACUUAUAAACUGAUAAAAUAAAGUGAUGUCCACUAUAAUAAAAUGUAGUGUAGACAAUAUUAAUGUUAUAUAAUAUUAUAUUUUGAUGUAACUAGUUGACCAAUAUUAAAAUUACGAUACACACCAUAUUGUACAUAUCAUUAAAAUAUUAUUGCAAUGCGUAAUUUUAUUUAUUGUUUUUCUCUGUUAAUGUGUUGUCGAAAUAUUACAAUUCCAUCGGUCGUCGAUGAGCCGAGUUUAAAGUAGGAAAAAACGGACAUACUCGCGUGCUAUCUGAGGGGAAAUUCAAUGUAAAUCUGUGCGUAAUGAUUAACGAUUGCUAACGAAAAACGAUUCUGAGCGGAGUUCGGUUACACGUGUUUUGAAAGGCCGUAACAAUUGAGAUUUGAAAAUAAUACAUUUUGUAAAUUGUCCCGUUUUUCCUAAGUCAAAUAUUCCGGUUAUUCUCAUUUGUUAUGAAAACCCCCGGGAAAACCAAAAAAUAACCUCCUUCAAGAACCAUCCCUGUAGACCAAUCUCCAUUCAGAAAUAGUGCUAUACUUGAAAAUCGGAGCGAAAUUUCUGACAAAAAAGUUGUUCGCAUAAAAAAUAAUAAUAAUAAACAUCAUUGUUAAAACCAAUAUUCAUGAGGCACUUGUUCCGCAAAAAAAAAACCAAAAAAAAAAAAAAAACAAUUCCAUUUCGUGUUCUAGUGUAUGCGAGUAUAAUUUAUAAUAUUAUGUAUAUUAGUUAUAUCUACGAUAAUAAUCUAUCGUCAUAAUAAUUUUUUGUAGAAUACCUGUUGUAAUUGUUGUGUAUGUGUGUGUGUGUGUGUGUGUGUAUUUAAUAUAUAGCAGUCAUGAGUGUAUACAGUACGCAAAACCUUCCCAUCACAACGUCUCUUCCUUCGAAAAAUUAUCUCAAUCCCCCCCCAGUGACAAAUUCUUAAAUACGCCACUGAUUCGAAUAGUAGCAAAUGCCGCGGUUAAAAAAGUACUGCAUGUUCGCAUGUACUCUGCCUAUACCGCAUAUGAUAUUACUGCGGGUUUCCGAUUAUACCGCACGACAUAUUAUUACCCGUUCAGAAUCCAAAAAUAAUACUUACGAAUUCUCAAACCGCGAGUAUUCCCGUACGUGGAUAAUCUCGAACGAUAAAAUACGUCGUACGGUGCGACAUAGUGUAAUAUUAUAUUCUACCUACAGUAUGCAUCAAAAGUAAUCGCGAACAGAACCUUUUGGCGUUCGCGAUAAUGCCGUGUUUAUAACGUAUUAUGCAACGGCCACGAAUUUUCAAAGUCGAUUAAGCACGUACCGUACCGGGGUGCUUGUGCAAGUCGCACACUUAUCUUCCGUACACCGGAUAUCCGUAUUCGUAUAAAGUUAUUUACCCCGCAUAAAACGUAUUUCAAACAUGACGUAUUAUAUUAUUAUUGUACGUUUUAAAAUAAUGAUAAAACAUUUUUUUUUUAUUUUCCUUUUGUAUAAUGCGGACAGUUUUGAUCUUUAUUUUACAACGUUUCCGUAUGUGAACAGGUCCGUUAUUAUCCCGCACAUUACAGACGAGGACUGAUAAAAAAGAACGUAUAGGACGGUUCAUAAUUUAGGGCAGUGAUUCUCAACGUGGCCGGUACCGCCCGCUAGUGGGCUUUUUUUAAUUUUGAAAGGGGCUCUUUACUUAAAGGGGCGCUAAGGGGUGGGGUGAUUGUACUGUGACUUUCAUUGUACAAAUAAUUCGCUAUUAUUAAAUUAUUAAUAGCAAACGCAUAACUUAUUGCAAUGAAAUGUAUACCUGCAUACAACAAAAAAUAAUUUAAUAAUUUAAUAUUUUAUACACACUGCAAUAACAGCGAAAUGGUAAUGAACAAGCUUUUAUCUUAUCGUGUCGAUGCCCAUAAGCUUCGUUUAGUCCCAUUUUCAUCCGGAUAUUUCCGAUAAUUGUACCUAUACUUGCAUUUAUUACAUAAAAUUAUAAUUUAGUGUGCGUGUAUGUUAGUUACACUAAUACGUAAUCAUGAUAAAAUGUCCGUGAACAAAAUGCGAAGAAAAUAUUUAUUUUUCACUUUAAAUAUAUGGCUGAAAAAAUAAACGGUCAUUUUUUUUAAAAAUUUGUUGUGGGUGGGCGGUGUGAGUUUUUGAAAGUCUAAAAGGGGCGUUGAGUAAAAAAAGGUUGGGAAACAUUGAUUUAGGGCAAAUAUCCACAAUUAUCGGAGAAAACUAUUGCAAUAAUUAUUAUGAAAUAAAUUCGAAAAUCCGAUGUACCCAUAUUGUACCUUGCACUUUGGAUCGUGGUCGUAAGUUAAGAGUAGAAAAUAUAAGAAACACAAUAGGACAGUUUAAUUUAUAGCUGUGCGCAACGGUACAUCGGUGCAAUCGGAAACGAUUCUAAAGCAAGUUUGGUUCAAAAUAUUUCGACACAUUUUGUAACUAGGUAUAAAAUUAUACUUGUUUGUUGUAAUUUGUUUUAUCAUGAACCAGUAAUUAUUUUCUUAGAGGAUUUUAAACGAAUAUGAUUUCUGUUUUUUCAAUCAUUGUGGAAUAUUACAAAACCGUUUAUAAUUUUUUACUCCUACUCCAUAUAUCUUAAAUAAGUACAUACUUUUGUUUUUCAAGCAAGAACUCCCCCUCCCCUUUUGAACGCAUACUCGAAUAGAGAAUAUUGUUUUCUUUUAGACAUUUUGAUAUGCGUAGACCGGAGGGAUAGGUAAAGGUAUAAUGACUAAGGGCAUAAAUAUAUUUAAUAUAUUUAAAUGAUAAAUUCUUCCUUAUUGCUCCGGUCCAAACAUUAAACGGUUAUAAACUCACAAACGAUAAAUCUGAUAUUAAUGUUACGCAUAUCAAAUUUUUUAGACAAAUAUUCUCUGUUCGAAUUUGUGACCAAAAAGGGGGAUUCCUAGAUGAAAAACAAAAGUAAAUAAUUAUUUAAGAUGUACGGAGUAGAGAUAAAAAAUUUAAAAUAAAACUUAAACGAUUCCACAAUGAUUAAAAAAAAAAAAAACCCGAAAUCAAAUUCACUUAACAUUCUCCGAGAUAAUUGUUGGUUCCUGAUAAAAAAAAAAAAAAGUCACUCUAUAUUAAUCAAUGAUAUAUAGAAUUUUCGCGAGUAAAAUUACGUAUUAUCUAUUCACUUAUAUAGUAAUAGAUGUUCCAUUAUGUAAUCGGAAAAUAAAAAAUUCAAGAAAUUAAUAAACACGUUAAUGUAAUCAACUGCGACGCAGUUUACGAAUCGAAAACGAACUUGCGUGUCAUACGUGCAUUAUAUUAUAAUAUGUAAUAAUAAUUGUUGUAUUAUCGGUUUUUAUUUUUUGAGGAUCGACGUACCGUUUCGCGUAAAACCUGUAAUUACUACCUAUCGUUGUUUAACGUUUAAUUAACUAUCGUCAUCAGCUCGGCCGCGGUCGAUCAAAACUAGUUUUAGAAAACACACUCAAUACUAUUAUAGUGAUAAUCGUUUUUUCGUUAUACGGUAUACGUACAUAAUGCUUACAUAACGAGCGAGAAUAUUUAUUACGCUUUUCGUCUACCGAUUUUUAUAGCGAUUAUAAAAUAAUAUUCUCUUAAGGCGAAUCAAACGUCUAACCCGUCGAUUUUUUUUUUUUUUUUCGUGUAAUUUAUUGUUCUGUUAAUCAGUGAUUUAUACGUAUACGUACGUACAGUGUAUAAUAAUAAUGAAAUAAUUAAGUAUUUAAAAUACCUACCUGUACCUGUAACGUACACUUUUAGCCGAAUAUUAUUGUUACAAAAGUUAACUCUUUGAUCGCGGGUUUUUUUUUUUUUUUUUUACCGAUUCCCCGCGUUGUAUUUAUGUAAUGUAACGGCAUGAUAUAACGUACAUACAUGUACCAAUACAAUGUUUAUAAAAUAAAUAAUAAUUGGUUAUCCGACACAUUUUUAAUGCAGAUAAAAAAAAUUUAAAAAAAGACGUGUCCUAGAUUUAAACAUAGAUAAUAAUAAACCUAUAGUCGCUGACAUGAACCAAUGAAAAAAAAAAGGAGACUCGAUAAUUAGUAGGUAGCUGCUAUUGUAAUAUAAUCAUACAUUACUAAAUUGAUUUUUUUUUUUUUUUAAUCUAAAAAGAUAAUUUAAAAUCAAAUACACGCCAAUUAAUGCGGUCCAAUUGAAUAAUUUAAUACGGUAACACAUAUAAACUGUAUAAGUAAAGGUUUACGAUUUAAUCCAUAUACGUUUUAAAAUAUACUUUACAUAUAUGCGUGUUUCGACAGAAUUACGGGUUUUAAAAAAAAAAAAAAAAAAGUAAUAAUAAAAACUUAAAUAUGCAAUUUAUGCGCGAAACUAUAAUACGUACCUAUUUACCAGUUAUACUUUCACCGACAAGUGUAGUUAAACUACAAGGCACUUAAGUAGGUAUUAGUAUGGUAAACGAGAAACGGGGAAAAUAACGAAAACGUCCUCAAAACCGCGAUUUGCGAGGUUCGGUUAUCACGAUAAAUCAAAAGCAAAGUCGAGAAAUAAAACCGAUGAAACCAUUUAACAACAAUAUACCUGCAGCUGUCUCCAUCGGCAGCUCGGUAACAAACUUACACGCGGACAAACUUUCGCGUUUUAAGUAGGACGUUAUCGGUAAACGAUGUGGUGCGCGUCACGUAUCAACGGGGGGGGGGGCCGAUAGAUUUCAAAACGAAAUACCCGAUGCAAAUGCGCGUAUCGUACGUGCAGCGAUGAGCGAAAUGGAAACGGCGAUAACGGUUGUAUAUUACGUACCGGCUCGUAUGAUUUUUUUUGUUUUUUCUCGCGAGAAUUUCGAUUUCGCGGGAGCGUAUAAACGCGCGACGCGGCCUUGAUUGUACAGAGAGAGAAAAAAUGUGGUCCGAUUGUUGUCACCUGAAAAUAUUAAAUUAAUACAGGGAGUGUCGCGUGCGUAACACGAUGAUUCCAUUAUUACGGUAAUUCAAUAUAGCGCGGCACUAUACGCGGCGGCGGUUUGUCUAACGUUUCUGGAAACGGUAAUAAUGAUAACAUUACGUUUUGUUGUUUCGCAGCUGAAAGCGACCUGACGGCGUUCAGUUUGAAAACCGAUCAUUACAAGAGCAAACAAGAACUGGACAAGAAUCUACUGUCGGCGGAAAACCGACCGGCCUGGGUCAAACGACUUUACGACCAGGCCGGCGUGCCGAGCAAAGUAUACGCAAACAAACCGCACGUCCACAGGCUGUCGAGGAGAAAACGGUCGCUAGACGACAGUUGUAUACCCGACGACAUAGAACUCAGAAAGGUACGGUUUUUCGUUUAUUUUUUUCCUUUUUUUUUCUUUCGCAUAAUUAUUCGGCCGCGCGCGAUACAAUAACAAUAUUGUCAUUAUUCCGAUUGUUCGGGCUCGGCAAUAUGUUCAAUGGGCUUUUACCGAUAAAAACGUUUCGCGUUAAGUUUAAAACGUGCGUACAGUUUCGCACGCGUUAUGAAACCGUGUACUACGACAAACGCACGAUGACGGUGAUGCUCGCGCCAACACAAUGACGGUGGUUUUGUUGUUCUGCCGGUAAUUGCGGUAGACACCACUUUUGUCCAAACACGAAAAUGUUCCAACGAAUCUAUUAAAAUAUUAUUUAUGACUAGGGCUCGGAAGUCAUAGGAGUUGCGUAUUUGUCCGUGUGCACCGAGUUUAUAACGGACCAAGCUAGAAAUACUUUCUAUACGGUGUAGAGUUUAAAAAUCGAACAUUUAAAUUGCGUUAUUGUAUAUUUCCUCGGUUAUAAUUGAUUCUCGCAUAUUUUUAUGCGUAUUUAAUAUUUUCUAAAAAAAAUUGAUUUUUUUUUUUUCUUUCUCAACCAAUUUAUUUUACAUAAUAUUAAAUUCAAAACACUCAAUAUUGUCUGACGCAGUUAUUUGUUAUUAUUUCUUUCCGUCUCAGUCGAUUAUUAAUAAUGAAAUUAUAUGUUUUUGAACGAUAAACUGAAGAAUUUGUUGCAUAUUUAUUCAAUUUUUUUCAUGCAUAUUUUAGAAUGUUUUCGUGCAUAUUUUGUCUUUUUUAGCUUCUACAACUUCCGAGCCCUGACUUUAUCCGUGUACGUAUUAUUAUGCGAUUACGAGUACUACAGGUAUAAGGCGGUUUUAUAUUAUUUUUUAGAGUCUAAAAUAUUAAGGUCGUAAUAUUAUGUCCCGUAUAAUGAAUCGGCGUAUUAUUGAAAAUGACAAUACAACAUUAUAUAGUGCAGGUCAUCUGGACAACACGAAAUUAGAAGCUCGACAACUAAAGACCGAACCUCCGAUACGAUUUAUGGACGGUGAAAUCAGUUUGUCGUUACGCAUCUCAUAAUAUAUCGGUCGAACAAACUUACUGUAAUAAACACCCGUGUGAUAAUAAUAUGGUAAAAUCGUAAUUUUAGAUUCUAAAUUUUAAAUUGUAGUUCCUCAGAGCGAAAUAAUCUGAGAGUAAAGACGUGUAGGAAAAUUUCGUUUUCAUACGAAAACGUUUUCGUUUUUUUUUAUUGCGUUGAAGUACAUCUCAUAUCAAUCUCGCUAUAGUACAUUAAUUGCGAUUUUCGGUCGUUUUUUAUAAAUCGAAAUUAAGCUAGUUUUGCUUAUUUUCCGUGUAAUAUAAACGUGGUUUUUGCGAGUUACCGCCGUUAGUUGGACUGAGACAAUACAUAAGUGGGUAUAGCGUCCUCUUAACAUCGAGAUUAAAAUAUUCAAAACACGCGAUGUGCGUCCGUUAAAUUCUAUACGCGAGUUUUUGGCACAGUCGUUAGUUAGCAUUUCAAACGUUUAUAUUAUUUUGUAUGCAAUACACACGAAUUCAAUAAAAAAUGUUUUUUUCUCAAAUUCAGCCGGAUCACGCGUACUAUAACGAUAAUAUUACGAUCGUAUUAUAGCAAUAAAGGACCCGGCGGACUUUUUGUAUGUACAAUAAAAACGAUAUUAUGCCCGCGAAUUUAACCGUUCGGCGUACACGAUUAUAAUAGUAAUGAUAAUAUUGUAAUACCUGUUGAACGUGCCCGGUUUCGCGCGGAAGUGCGCAAAAAAUAAAAUAAAAAUAUAAGUAUAUUUAAAAAACGAAAUAAUAAUAAAAAAAAAAAAAAAAAUAGGAAGAGAUUAAUUAUUAUUAAAACCGGACGCAACAGGUGUGCGCUGAACGGUCGUAAUAUAAUAAUCCAAUCGAAUCGUCACACACGGUACGAAAUAAAAUACGUUUUGAACCACGAUAAUUCGUUUUUGUCCAUUGUUCUUCUCUCGUUCUCGUAUAUUUGUACGAAACAUCGGUAACUCGUUUCCAACGCAAGCACGGCGUUUAUGGAGGGGGGGGCAUAGGGACCACGCAUGGCCCCCUCCAGGACAUCAAACAACCGAAAAAUAAUACCUAAUUUCUUUCAGACAUCUGUAUAAAAAUUCAGUGUUAAUAAAUUAUAAUCAACUCUGUUGAUGUUGUGCUAUCACAUUAAGCGGUCAGCGGUCACAUUGACUGACUGACGUCUGGUCAUAUUAGUUGAAAGUAUUGUUUUUGAACCAAAAGGAUAUUGCCCCCUUCCCCCUGAAAGACGAAUCAAAUCCGCCACUGUUUCGACGGGUAAUACAAGUAUAUUAUUAACAAUAAUAUAUAAUAUAUAUAAUUAACACUGAAAAACAUAGUUUUUCUUUAAAGUUGAUUCAACGGGAAUUAAUUUAUUCGUAUAUUUCUCCAGAAAAUUUUUAAAUGUUUCAUUCUGUAGUUUUUGCAAUGGGAUAUUUGACACAGAUCAUGAUUGAAAGAUGAUUUUUUUAGAUGAUUCGGUAAUUAAACGUUGUGCCUUGCUUGUACUUUGUUUUUGGUUUUUAUUUUUCAGUUAAACUCCAUGAACAUGUUUUUUACGCGAAACAUGCUGCUCGAUGGUAAAUUUUUUGUCAGCUGCCACUUUUACCUCGAAAAUUUUGCAAAAUAACACAGUGCCAUCGGAUGAAAACACUUCUUUGCCAAAAUGAUUUACAAAUUUACAAUUUAAUCGAGUGUUAUCCGAAACUUUGUACUUGGGCAUAUUGAAUAUUUAAAUAGAAAAGUUCACCAUCCGUCAAUCACACCGCUACGUCCGUGCCGUGUAUUAAUCUAUUCUCGGUAAAACUGUUAAAUAAAUAAAAUUAUAACUUAUCGAUAAGUUAUCCAUUCCAUUGUCGAUAACGCAGAAGAAACAGCACAUCAAAGUAAUGCACGUGUGUACAGACUACAGGGCCUAAAUUAAAUUUAAAACGGAGAUAAGAAAUAAUGUCAGUAACACAAUAUGUUGUACAAUACGUUAGCUUUUUCAAAUAUUUAGUUAUGUCAAAAUAGUAUAUAAGAAAAAUGUGAAAAAUGCAAAUAUAUCUAUAAAACUGCAAAGAAUGCUCCGAAAUUACUAAAAAGUGACCGUAUAACCAAAAAUUACCAAAAAAAAAAAAAAAAAUGCAAAAUAAAAAUUUUUCCGUUGAAUUAUACACGACAUAAGUCACGUUUCUGUAAAGACAAGCCUCGUAUAAACGCAUUAGAAAAAAAGAUGCAAAUGCAUCCGGGCCCUAAUCAUUAGAAAAUAACGUCGCGACAAUCGAGUAUAAAACAUCAUUUCGAGCGUCAUCAACAAGAUUACGGUUAUUGAUUCUUUAAUAUUUAUCGUAAUAACAAAUUAUACGUAUAAAAACGAAAAAAAAACCGAGACGCGUAAACAAUAUUGUAAAUUAUUAAAUUUCCAAGUUGUUGUUGUUUUUUCGACAGUUACAACUUAUAAAUCAUUUUUUGUUAUUUUUAUUAUUAUUUUUUUUUCAACACUGCUCGAUACGCGUCGAUAUCGAACACUGUUUACGUCAAAGAGAAUCACGACGAUUCGAGUCGAAAAAUAAUAUCAUACGUACAAUCGAAAUACUAUAAUCGUUUCGUUUUUUUUUUUUUCUGUCCGUCGUUAUUUUCAUUAGAACGUUUUUUUGUUUUGUCUUUUUCUUUCACAUCGCCAAACGAAAUCCGAAUCAGACGCGUGGCCGUCGACAUUUAUUGUGAUGUAUAUAUUUUUAAAAUAACGCGUUAUACUAUUAUUUCGGAAUGUCCUAAUACCGCCGCAAUAAGAAAGUUCCCUAUUAUCACGUUCGGAUCUGCCCUUGGAUCUUUCGAAUACUAUCGCGCCGCGUUUAGAUGGGAAAUAAAUGCUACGCGGACAAUGAUAUUCUCAAUCGUGGCCGGUCAAGGUCGCGUUUUCGUCUUGUUAGCCGCACAGAACAAUGCGUACGGAGAUUCGACUCGGACCGCGCCGAACAUGCGGCCUGCGGCGGUGUCGGAUGUGCUUUAAGUAUAGAAAAACAGUAUUGUUAUUUUUAUCUAUCGUUAUCACGGACGAUACAUGCCGUACACAUUAUGUUGACGAUUCGACAUGAUGUACGGAAAUCAAAUUAAACCCGAUGGAUUUCAUUCGAUUAGAAAUAAACGAAACGUACGUACAUACACACACACAUAUACGAGUAUACAAGGUAUGACCAAUAAGUAAUGAGACUAGUUCAAUAAAAUACGUAUAUUUAAAUAUUAAGAUACAUCGAUGUGAUCCCCUUCAAAGUACUCCCCUCCCACCCCUAUACACUGGUUCCAACGUUUUUUCCAGCUCUCAUAACAUUUCUGGAAGGCUUCGACUGGAAUGUCCUGAAAUCCUCGUCACGGCGUUCUGGAUAUCAGUUAUGGACUCAAAAUGCGUUCCUUUCACGGCCAAUUUUGUUUUGAGGGAACAAAAAGAAGUCGCAGGGUGACAUAUCCGGCGAAUAGGGCGUUUGUGGCAACUCUGCGAUGUUCUUAGAGGUCAAAAAUCGCGACACACUGAAGGCACGCCGAAAGGUUCUUCGGUACCAUCUUUGCACACAGCUUUUUCAUGGACAAAUCAUCAGUUAAAAUUUUUCUGACGGUUUCUCGUUUCAAAUUAAGUUCAUCAGCCAACAUUCGAACGGUUAAACGCCGAUCUUGAUGCACGAGAGUGCGCACACGCUGAACAUUGUUGUCAGUUCGAGCUUCAACCGGUCUCCCACUUCGCGGUUCAUCCCCGACGCUUUCACGACCAUUUUUAAAAUUUUUAUGCCAUCGAAACACCUGAGCACGACUCAGGGCUUCAUCACCGAACACUUUNCGGAAUCGCCGAGUUUAACGCAAAAUUUAUAUUACGUUGUUCCAUAUUUGUGACACGCCUUACAAACACGUUGUCGAAAACAUAACACAACUGGAAAACUAAUUAUUGUACGAAAACCGCGAGCACAUGUAUCGAUAGAGGAGGGAUGAGAGAUUAACCGAACGAAGUUUCAGAUUCGCAGUAUUACCACAAGCGUGGAAAAAAAACAGUCUCAUUACUUAUUGGUCAGACCUCGUAUACCGUGUGAAAAUGCUAAUUUAAAACGCUCUAUAUGCUUUGUACGGAGCCGUGCGAUUAUAAUUUGUUUUUUUUUCUAAUCAAUUAUUACAUCUAUAUCGGUACUUAGACGUUUACACGCAAUCGACAUUUUUUACCGCCUAUCAAAUGUGCGUAACUUAAACGGCAACUCCGCCCUCACCCCUCACCUCCCCCCCGUUUUGACCGCUUAUUAUUUUUUCACGGACUUUUUCGUGAAUUUCAAUGGUCAAACCCGCUGUUCCAAGUCCAAAAUUAGCCGAUAUACGGCAAUUUAAAGUUGGGUUUUGAUAUUUUUUUUUCAGAUACGAAGAAGACGACGAUUGAUUGACGUUAAUAACGGUGAUUUUAAAACGCGACAGAGAAUAAUUAUACCCCAGUUGUUUACGUUUCUAUUACAAUAUUUUAAUAGGUGUCGUGAAAAAUAUUAUGAAAUCGACUUGUCUAACUUAUUAUUAUUGGAUAUCGAAUAAAUUUAAAUUGCCAUAUCUCGGAUGAUUUCGGACUCACAAUUUUCAUUGAAACGUGCACGAAAUGUCGCUACGAUAAAAUUCAGCUAUAAUAUACAGAUAUCAUCAAUAUUCCAUAAGUACCUAACAGUUAUUUCGAUUAUUAUCGACAUUGGCCUCGAGUAAUCGGUUUAAUCGAUUACAUUAACUGUUUUAAAAUGAUAAUUAACGAUAACAUUUAUAUUAUAGUCAAAACAAUUAAAUGGAAAUCCGUUUUUUAUCUUUAGAAAAAAAAAACAAAAACAAAAACAUGGUCAUUUUAAUAACUUGCAGUACAACAGCUUAUCUACGCGUUCAAGUAACAAAGUUUAUAAUCUGUCUGUACUUCCGUUGGUUAUUCUUUGUUUUGUUCAUUACCAUUGUAACCUAUUGUGGUGUAUCGAUUUAAUGUCCGUCAGAAUAAUGGAUCAUAAAUAAAAAAAAAAAAAAUAAUCAAAUAGCCCUAGGUUCUAUUUAUUAUGAAUCGUAGAGAAAACACCCAUUCCCAUUUGGUAUAAUCACAAUGGAUAUUAUUAAAUUUUGAUGUUUAAUUAUUACAGCCUGCAGCAAUCACCAAACUCCGUCCUUGGACGUCAGAAGAAGUUCUUGGGGAUAUUACCGUGGCUCCUGAUUGUUCAUCGAGAAUACCUAGAGACCCAAGUCCUAUAUCUGAAGACCAAAUUGACCACAAGUUGCCGUCGCCCGAAGAACAGCAGCAGGUGAUCGCACUGAAGUAAGUCAUAAUAUUUUUAUCGCAACACAAAUAGAUUUUCGGUCAAAUAUUUGGUUUCAUUUUAUUAAAUCCACUGUUUGAUUUAGAUUCCCGCCACAAAUAGUCGAAGUUGACGUAUCUGGCAGGAGUUUCAACCGUAUGAGCGCCCUUAGGAGAUCUCUGCAGAACGUUGAAUAUGAAACGUCUGUUAGACGACGAAAGAGCAGAAGGCCAAGAGGCAUGAGAAGGAACACCAUCGCUGGCACCGAUCAAAAAGAAUUAGAAGCUGUUAUUGGGUAUGCUAUAAGCCGAACACAUUUUAUAUUUUUAAUCAUUCAAACAGUGUGUUUAAUAUGUAUUUUUAUUUUAUUUUUUCGUAGCUCUUUGUCAGAUAGUAAUAAAGAUUCUGACGACGUUGUGUCCAGCAGCACGACCGUAGUGGUAACUGAGAAAAAAUCUAAUCUCGAUUUGUUGAGAGAUUGGGGACGGAUGAGAUUGAAACAGUUGAAAAACAUAGAAUCGUCCACGGCGGCAGCCGUUAAACUGAGAGAAAAAGGAAAAGUCGGGUUGGCAAGAAGAAAAUGGGAUAAGGACGAACCCGUGCAUUCUUCGUCUGGCAAUUGGUCAGCUAGUUCAGAGAGUGGGCAAUCAACUUCGACUAGUCACAUACCAAGGUGACCAACGAAUUAUUUACUAAAUACUAUGUCUAAUUUCUUUGUAUUUAUGUGUCAUCUAUAAAGUUCGCAAAUUAGCGCGAUUAAAUUUACGUAUUUUCGGAACUAAACGAUUUUAUGUCAAAAAUACCAAUCCAUAAACCAAUUCAAUAUACUUUUCAAACCAUUAAAAAUAAUUCAGAAACUAGAUUUUUUUUUUUUUUUUUUUAUUCUUACAGGAUUAUUUAGAAUAUUAAAUAGAAAUAUAGGUACGUACAUUUGUUUUUCAAUUAUUGUUCAAAUAAAAUUAAAAAAAGAAAUACGUUUCGUUAUUUAUGCGUACGCGUUUAAAUAAAACGAAAAUCAAACAUGUCCGAUUAAAAUGUAUAAACAACCCAACAUAACCACGUUCAUAUUAAAUCAUUAUACUUAAAAAUGACAUUUUUGUUUAAUGUAUACUGUAUACAUUAUGCACACUACGGAGAUAAGACACCCUAUUUCGUUCAUUAUGUUUAGUACACAAAAUUUAAAUCCAUACCUAUGUAGAAAGAAAACAUCGCGACACACAAAAACGUUGAGAAUCAUAAGUAAAUCAUUAAAUAACGAAAUAUUCGUUUGAGUUUCGAAUGUAUUUACCCGAUUACCCAAUAAUUAUAACUAGGUACCUACCUAUAGUAAUAAUUGUGUAUAUUUCACAGAACAAGUCUGUAACAAUUUUAUAACUAAAAUAAUUGUAAGUCUAUAAACGCAAUACAAAUACACCGUAAAAUUAGUAAUUAAACUAAAUAACAUAUUAAAGGGGUUUUUGUUUAACCGGGGGGGGGGGGGAAUAAGGGACUCGCGAAUAUCGCAUGUGUUAUAUUUGAUUAUUUACACACAAUAUAGACACAGCGUUUUUAAUCUGGAAAAAAAUUCGAAUUCUCUCCGCAAUUAUGAACUAUAAUAUGAUUGUAGACAAAUUAAUUAUUAUAACAAUGCUAGUACAGUUAAAUGUAAUCUUAGAUUGUAUUAGUGAGUAAUAAAUUACCAAUCUAUUACGCAAACAACAAAUACGUCGGGUAACUCAUUCGCUUUCGUCACACGUGCAGAUAUCCGCACUUAUUCUCGCCUUCCACAUCUCCCGACGGAUCACCGUUUCUUCAUCCAUUUCUACUCCUGCGCGUGCCCUCGUAUAUCCUCUAACAAUGUACAGCCGCGUUUUCUCAUCCACUCCUAGGUGCGUAACUACUAAAUACUAAUAUCGCGUUUAAUCUGUGAAUUCGGAGUCUCAACGGCGAUCGUCUAUAGAAUUUUAAAACGAUUGUAUUAUUUGCCCAUAGGAUACUCGGGAGUUGGGUUAGUAUAGUCAGCGAGCGUGUUGCGGUUUAAAACCGAUCGUUUUGGACAAUAUAUUGCGAAAUAGUUUUGAAGAACGGUAUGAAAAUACGACGCUCAUUAUCUGUGUUUUGCAGGUCUAGCGUUAGUAGUUGUAGUGGGAGUACGAGUACAAAGCCCACUUAUCACGGAGGCAGUUCUGUCACUAGCGACGAAGGUGAAACCGGUUCCACGUAUUCUUGCGACACCGAGGGUUAUUACACUUCGUUCCACGUCGAUAGCGGUUUGAAAACGCUCCGGGAAGAAGAGCCCCUCCAACCGAUGUCCGCCCUACAUUCGACUUCGGCGCUAACCCCGAGCUUCCAAUCGUCGUCGGCCGAAAGCGAGUACGAUAUUUUCGGCAGGGGCAGCACUUCGACUACUGCGAGCUCAGCGGGCACGGUGUGCACAUCGUUAAUGGUAUCGCCGCCGAACGUGCCAGAAAGAAGCGGUAGCAAACUUUCCGAAAAAACAGACAUAUACGGCGGCUCGCUGCCCGACAGAAACGCCGCGCACCACGGCAGUCCGAAGGACUCGAUGUACGACAAAUCGAAAACCGCCCCGUCCAGACUGACCAAGGAGAACGUCACGAGGUAUAAGGAAGAGGGGCUGAUGAUCGACGUCAAACCCAGACCGACUCUGGAACACUGCGGGGACUCGCCGGACAGCGGGCACAACACGUGCAGUUCUCCGGUGGACUCCAUCACGAAUCCGUCGGUCGACAUGGAGAUGUCGGAGUGUUCCGAUCUGGAGGGAAUCGACCGGGUGGAGAGAUUGAGAGUGAAGACGACCAUAAACACCAGUCGCAUACCGUCGAUGUGCGUUAUUACGCCGCCGAUCAGUGACGACGAGGUGAGCCUCAAGGCGCUGAUAGCGCCCGCGAUGGAGACGGAAGACUACGGCGAGUACGUGACGUUGGCGCACAUAAUGCCCGAACUGGCGGUCGCGGAACCCGCGGAGCCCAAAGGAUACGUGCACCUGACCGAAUUGCCGGCCGGGUCGCUGGAGCGCAAAAAGGUCACCGGGGCCAGGGUCACGUUGAACGCCGAGGGCAGGGUGAUAUACACUUCGGACAGUCUGAAACGGAGGAAGAAAAUCCACACGACCAACACGUUCGAGCCCGGCCCGUGCGUAAACGCCAACGUCCAGGUGGUGGCCAACAAGGCCAACGUUUUGUCUCAAGUAGGCGUCGAAAUGUUUAUAACGCGCGGCCGCGGAUGAGCGCGCGUCAGAGUGGUACGAUAUCAUUACUCUGUUUUUUUUUUUUUUUCAGAUCAUACCCCGUUCUCCGCUGAUCGUCCGGCCGGUCACCAAACAGCAGACCCCGUUAUCCGCCGCCGCCGCCGCCGCCGCCGCCAGGAAACUCGGCCCGGUGCGACAAAACGCGGCCGGCCCGCCGCUGAAACCGCUGGUGCCCAUACCGCUGGCGUGCUCGCCGGGCCAGAGGCGGGCCAAGACCGCGUUCCCGUUGACGGUGGCCGUGAGCAGCGGCACGGUGCUGAACCGGCCGCAGCCCGUCCGGGUGGUGUUGCCGGACAACAGCCGGACACCCGCCAACACCGGGAAACCCGUUUCCCCGUUGAUAUCGCCCACCCGGCGCAGCCUGUCGCCCAAGGAGGUCGUGAAGGGCGCGUACGUCCGGAUGCAAGACCCCACCGAGUGCCUGGAAACGAGCCUGGACGACGACGUCAAGUCGGUCGUGAAGCGCAGCGACAGCUACAGGCAGGCGAACGCCACCAGCCCCCGGCUGACCGCCAAGUCGCCGAACAUGUUAGUGGCGUUGCAAAAAGCCCGCACCGAAAACACCCAAGGUAACGUUCAUUUUACAGACAGAACGGAUAUUUGGUAGGCGCCCGCGCGCGCAACGCACGCAUAUUGUUUAGUGUAUAGUUACGAAUGUACGUACUGUCCCGCACCGUAUUUGAUAACAAUGUAUAGCCUUCUGUGUACAUACUAUGUUAGACAGUAGUCGCUCGGCGCCGUCACGGCUAUUGUAUUUUGUAGAUAAUAUAAUUGUGCGCCUGUAUAAAACAGCGGCGUGUCCCGCGAAGACGCGCCCGCCGUACCCGCGUCGCGAUAAUGUCUCUCCCGUGAUAACGGACACGCGAACGGUUCGACAUUUUGCCGCCGACCCCCCAACCCCCCCCCCCCGUGAAUAACGAACCUGCGCCGUUACCCGCGUAAUUUGACCCCCCAUCCCAAAAAAAAAAAAAAACGCAAUUUCGUUAUCGCGGGAAACAAUAAUAAACGCAACGGGUUGGUACGUCUUCGCGGGACACCCCGUGCAUUUACACUACUAGUUAUUAUUAAAUGUAUAGUCGAGCAUUUCGUUUCGCACACCCGCAAAAUCGGUCGCCGUUACGAAAACGACGAGUUUUUUUUUUUAUUAUUAUUAUUAUUAUCAUUUUUUUUUUUUUCCCCCAUUUCGUUUAUUUGUCCCCGUUCGUUUAUUUGUACAGUUUUUUUUUUUUUUUUAUAAUUUUUCUCUCUCUCUUCUUCGGCUCCGGCGUAAUUAAUAUCAUAUUAUUAACAACGGACGGAUCACGACAAAACGUUCCGAAUUAAUAUCCAUCCAAAACUAACGGAAAAGCCACGAAUUAUGUUCCUAAUUUAACGUAUCGUUUAUGAUAUUGUUUAUACAUAUUUAUAUAAAAAAAAAAAAAAAAAAAAAAAAAACCUAAAAAAACNCUUUUUUUUUUUUUUUUUUUUUUUUGGUGUGAAUUGCAUGACGUUUCGGGUUUUUUUUUCUGUUUUUUUAUGUACCUAUAAUAUUGCACGUAGAGUUUAAGUUUUCGAUGUGUGUAUAAGAAUAUUUGAUGUUUGUUAAACGUUUACAAUGAGCACGACGCGCGUACGCGCGCACCUAUCGUAACGGGCACGGCCGAAUAGCCGACUGCGCUACGGCGUUGUUGCGGUCGGUUUUUCGGCCGCGCGCGAUGGUUUCUGAACGAAUGUGGACGCAAGACAACGACGGAAACGUCGGUUUCCGCGGCGACGCUGCGACUUAUUGUACGUUUUACCAGGCCGCGUGAAAACGGACGCCGAAACGUUUUCCGGAGCCGGAUUCGCUGCGGGUUUCCGACGGCCCGGGAAUCGGCAGGGAACGCGCGGAACAGCCGGAAAACGUCUCGGCCCCGCCGGCGCGAAACGAACCGUGUCGAGCAGACCAGAUCGCGUCAAUUUCCCUACAGUCGGACAUAAUUUAUUUACUGAUUACGGCGGUCGGAAACGGUCGUCCGAAUUUCCCCCCGUUCGCGUGCAAAUUGAAAAUUGUUACUCGUUUGCCUAAUGGAGAAUAGACAUGGCCGCUAGUCUAUUAUAGUCCGAUCGAGAGGAAAGGGACACGAAACAGAGAUGAAACGGAGACAACAGGGAUAAUACUCGGCGGGGGGGGGAUGGAGUUUGAGACCGAUAAGCCGGAGCAAAAAAAUACGCCCACUGCAGUUCCCCCCAAUUCUAAUUUUGAAAACACUACGUUUGAAUUCUCCGAUUUCUUGUGCGCACGUUGUUGGAAACGUUUGUUCGUUUUUAUUUGAUUAAUUUAGUUUGGGAAAAAAAAUGAAAAUAUUUCCACUUCGAAACGUACAGGAAAGAAGUCGAUUCGUUUCUAAAACCGGGAAUAGAAAGGCUCACACUACCGGAAAUAUGUUUCACCCCUAGAUUGUUGGUCUAAAUGUAUGGGAAAAAAAAAAAAAAAAAAAAUAGUAAAAUAAACAAAAAACGAAUCGCUUUCCAACGCCAGUAUAGUUUUCAUUCCGGCCUCGAUAUGAUUUACGAUUCGCCACAUAUACACGCUCCGUUUGCCCGAUACCUUCGCUCAAUGUCCAAAACGCCCGAUGCUCGACUACGUGUUAUCGUGUUCGGCUACGACGUACAAUAAGUCAUAUCGUCCAUCAUCUAAGUAACUUAUUACGACGGUUAUUAUUAUUAUUAUAAAUGAAAAAUUGCAUGAGAAAUUUCAAUAUUUCACUCUCCGCGUUAUCCGUGGUAUUCGCUCGGGUCGAAAUAACUAUUUCCGUCGGCCGUUGUCCAAAACGCAUUUUUAAGUACACGUAAUUCGAUAAACAGGCUCGCCGACUACGACGGCGAGACGCGGGCAAUUGGCGCGACACAUUGCCGUUGAUCCGAAAUUUUCGUUUCGAACACAGUCGACGGCCCGUCCCGUCGCUAUUUUCCCCCUUAAAAUCCCACCGCAUGCGGACGACUGCGAACACGACUGCCGCCACUCCGAUGAUCGUGUUAUAGGACUCGACGCAGUGGCGUAACUUGAACUUCUAAUGCCCGUGGACAAAUAUUGGCAUCGGUUCAAGACCGAUGAGAAAAAAAAAAAUGUGAUCGGUGAUCGCCGAAGGGAUAACGGUCGUGUUCGCAAAGAGCGGGGCACUGGGGACGCUACGGUCAUGCGGGAUCGGGAACGGAAGAGAAAAAGACGGGAGGACCGGACGUUCGGUGCGUAAAGCCAAGUGUCGCCGUUGUGGUUAUCUAACCUGGUUAGCGGACGGUAACACGAACGCGUUCGGUCAGUGGCUCGAGGUUUAAGACGUUAUACCGGUCGGACGACGAAAUGCGAUGAGGCGACCGUCAAACUGAAUCCGUUUGUCUGAAUCGUGGUCGCGGGGAGCUCCGUGUGAGAAAAUUAUAUAUACUAAAGCGGCCUGCGUAUAAUUGGUACACAAACCGUGGAUAACACGAUUUAUCUUGCACGCGUACGUCCCAAAUCGCGAUAGAUAAUAACGAUCUAAAUAGAUUGAUAACAAUAGUUCAUAAAAUGCACACCGAGAGCGCCAGAGAUUACAGUUCCACAGUAGCCGAUUUGGCGAUUCAGUUUCGUCGAUCACGAAUGGAGCAACCAUCACCGUACCCGUCGUCCAACCCGUAUAAUGCCUUUAACCCCGUGGUCGGUGGUGGUGGUCGACGGCCCGGGAAUACUAUUAUUAUUAUUAUUUAUUCGAGCAACGUUAAAGUUAACAUUUUAUUUCAGAAAUCAUUAAUUUAUUGUCGUUUGGUUGAUGCUUGUUGUUAUUUUGUUAAACACGUUACUGAUUUAGGCUUAAGUCUAUAAUAAAAUAUUAUCCUAUUUUUUUUUUUUAUUUUUUUUCUGAAGAUGAUUUUUAAAAAAAUAUUUUAAGUAUUGUAGUUCACUCGAUGAGAUUUAAAAAAAUACAAUUCAUUUGUUAAGCACAUUAUUGUAUCAUUAUUGCCAAUCUCGAUAAAAUACGCGAUAUUAAACCGUUGUAUCCCCGUAUCCCGUUUGCUCGCGUCUCGAACGAACAAAAUAACGGUGACAUCACUCGCUAAAUUAUUAUUUAUAUUUCAAUGUAAUGCUGUGCGCAAUUAGAUUGAAAACGAAAGUGUUUAGUCGGUUCAAAUCGUUUUGUUAAAAAAUGGCAAAUAAAACGAACACCAUAUAGAGACGGGCAUGACCGAUUUCCGCCAAAAAAAAAAAAAAAAAAAAAUGUACCUUUUCCUGUUCCGACAAUUCAUUUUUCCGCCAAAUGAAAAAAUUUAAUCUAAUAUUCGAAUAUUAAUGGACGAUAAUUGUACUCAUUACAAUAAUCAUUAAUUAAACGUUAGUAAGUUUUGCCCAAUCGUGUAUGCUAAAAAUAGACGUUUAUCAUUUAUUGAAUACAACAGGUGAAAAUUUGUUGUCGGUGCUCACAUAACGACUGUUCUUAUCGCAAUUUUUUACUCAAAAACCAUCGAAAACAUAAUAGCUUUUUUUUUUUUUUCAUUUAGUUCAGAAUUAUUUUUCCGUCGUCAGAUAUCCGUGUAGCGUACCGUAAUUCCGCCCAACGAUAAAUUCAUCGCCGAUUAUCGUGUUUUCCCAACGCUAUGGAUUAUGUUGCCAAUCUUGCUUGUUACACCAGUCGACACGUUUGAACCGAACAGCCGCGUUGUCAACAGCGAAAUAUAUUUUCUAUAGUUUAUAAUCAAGUACAGUUCCGUUCUCCGGGAUCCGUGCACUGCCACCGACUCGUCUGCUCCGGAGAGACUUCAAAGACGCUUUCCGUCCUCCGCUGGUCUUGCUUUGAACGUUCCCCGCCCCGUUCACGACUAUACUCCCCCUGUCCCCCCCCCCGGAGUCGGGCUUGUACAGGCCUAGCCGCCGAUAAACGUACAGAUGUCAAUCUACGUUUUUUCAGCUAAACUUUUAAACGGCCCAUUUGAUGCGCCCUCCGUCCUUUCCUGUAUUCGUUUCCGGGUUCCCCAGCGCUCCACUCGUUCCCGCGCCCUCUGUGCAAUACCCGACCGUACCGCGAAUUAUUGCCGCAAUCGUCCUCUUGACGCGUCUAGCCAACGCUCUCUCCGACCUAACUCAAUCGCUGCUAGCCGAUUAAAACUAAUAUUAAAAUACUUUCGUUUGUAUCAUUUUUUUUUUUUUUUUCUUUCCAUUCCGUUCUCUGGGCUCUCUAGGCUCGUUGUUAACGGUAAAUAAAUGAAUGAACAAUACAAUAAUAAUAAUAAUAAUAAUAAUUUAUGAUACAAUCGUUCCGUUAAUAUAUUGGAUUAAUAUUUUUUUAUCAUUCGGCGGAAAAAAGAGCGGUACAUUUUUGACGGGCACGGUACACAUAUUAUGGACUCGCCUAGAGAAUUGUAUCGAAUCCUUCUGUCGAUUGGCGAGUAUUUUUCAGACGAAUUCUGUGAAUUUUUUUUUUUUUUUGCUUCGUGUUUCACAACACGUCCCGAAACUUGCAUUUCAAAAUCUAUAUGUCGGUGGAUAACCUUCCGAAAAAUAUCAUUCAAACAGCAGCCGUACCAUAGCGAUACGCCCAAUAAUUGUAAAAAUCGUUUCGUCAAGGACAAUAUGGACGAACAAGGCAUCCUGUAUGUUUGUCAAUAAUAAUAGGCGCCCGUGUACCGCCUAAUCUAACAAUGUGAUAAUCGUGAAUUUCUGGCAAAACAAUAAUUUUUUUUUUUUUAACCGUCAACAGUGAACUAUAAUAUUUAAAAAAAAACAACCGUUUCGUGUACUCGUUGUGAACGCGACAGGUUUUUAUACCAAUGUUCGCGUACGAAAGUAUAGAAUAAUAAUUUAAUAAUAUUAUAAUAUAUUGUAGAUACGUUUUGAAUAUUAUGUGGAAAUUAUUAAUUACGUUUAAAUAGUUGUUUAUUUAAUUUUGCUAUACAAUAAUAUGAUAAAUUAUGAAUAUGAACGAUACCUCAAGUGCAAUACCACCCAUUGUGAAUAGACUGUAUAGAAUAAUAAUUGUAAAUAUUUUAAUAUUAUUAUUUUUAGAAUUGCAUGGACUUUUUAUACUAAUUAAACGGAUUUUAUUUAUGUUAUAUUUGAGCUAAUUAUUUAUUAUUAUUAUUAUUAUUUUUUUAAUUAGCAAUUUUAUAAUAUUUAUUGUUCACCUUGUAAACAUUGUAUACCGUGUUGAGUUGACUUUUUAUGCUCUUGUGGGUCUCUCACAGCUAUACGGUGUAUUGUGAAUUUUUAUCCAUACACACACACACGCACACACACACAUACACGCACACACACACACACACACACACACACACAUUUUAAUACAUUUAAUGUUUAGCCCGUAUCACUUAUUUUAGCUUAAAUUACUCAUCACACAUCGCUUGGGUUUACGUAAACAAACUAGUCAUCUUAUCUAUGCCGAUGUUUGUUACCAAAAGUUUUGAUUUUCACUUUUGAUUGGUAGCUUAGAUAGUGGUAUUUGAAGAUUAUUAACAAAUUAUAUAGUCUAACGAAACCAGGUAAGACAUAGUCACGUAUUAUUAUUACAUUUACAUUACAAUAUCUACUAACACUAAUAAUUAUUACAAUAUUAUAACACUGGGAUGCUGAUGGUUUAGAAAUUGAUAAAAAAAAAAAAAAAAAUGAUAUUUACAUUGUGAUUGCGAAUAACGAACGUUUCUGCGUUUCAGUACGAUUAUCGGUACAUUCGUUCGUUUUGCGUCUAAAUUACGUAUUACACGUAUUUCACGGCCGUGCUCCUAUACAUGCAAGGUGGUUAUUCAUUGUGAUCCGUCCAAACAGAUAAACUUGUUAUCCCGGAUAGUUUUAACUUUUUAUUUGACAUUUUUUUUUUUUGUUAACAAUUAUUUGAAAAACGAACCGCUCUGUAAUAUUACAUUACCAUUAUAUUUUUAAGGGUGAAACGAGUAAACGAUCACUAUCCGAUUUCUAUUUUAAAACGUCAACUUCUAUUGAAAAUUCCAUAAAUAUGAGAUGGAAUACAAAUUUAAAUGCAUUUUCGCUGUCGGCACUUUUGAUUACCGUCAAACCGCCGUCGAGGUAAUCCAAUUUUUAAGUUCGGGUGAUGGGAGAGUGUAGUGGAACGUUAUUGAAACGCCGCAUGCCGUCUAACACUCCGUGUAGUCACGGAAUUGUACGUUGCCAAUUGGAAAUUAAAAACCGGUAUAAUCGUUCCACCUCCCGCUGUCCCCGAAAAAAACAGAUGACAAAAAUAACGGUUGUGUAUAUCAUUUUGGAGUUGAUUGUUUGCACGGUUUUGAAAAAAAGCUAAUACUUUCCGAAAUAAUCACUGAUUCCACCGAAAUCCACUUUCUAAUUUGUCGGACCAAACCUGAUAGCGAUCGCCUCGCGAACCUGUACGCCGCCGCUCGCCCGUAUUCGAUAAACUGCGCCGGUGUAUAAUGCAAACCCGCGCCUAGCUCCUAAAGCGAUAUGGGUAUUAUCGUAACAAACAGGAUGUUCAGAAUACGUUUUUUUUUAUUUAAAUUUGUUUUUUUCAUUUUUUUUUUUUCUCAACCGUAAUCGGAUCGGUUCGCAACGUUUAACUUCAUUCGCCAUUUCUCUCCUCUCUCCGGUAGUCUUCAGCGAGCCUCGUUAAUCCGGCGCAAAUGUCUAUACCCGCAUUUUUUUCCGAAUCGUCGGUUCCUGUCGGGUUCGACACCGGCGGUCGCGGAGUAAUAUUUUUCUCGAUAUUUCCGCGGCGCUUCCGAUUGCGUUCCCGCGUGAACGAGCGAACGGUGGUGGCCGGAGUCCACCGAACCGGGCGUUUUGAAAAAUCCGCUUCUUGCCGCGCAAUAAAAUAAUUACCGUUCCGCGGGCGCGCGAUCAAACAACGUGAAUUCGUAUCGGUCGGCCAGAAUCGACCCGGUGCCGGGACGGACACCGGACCACCGAAACGCGUACCGGCGUGCGGAACGGCCGCCCCCACACCAUACGCCCUAUUAAUAAACGCCCGUCUCCGGUUUCGAUCGCAUUGUGCGCCCGGUUUUCGUUUCGUUUUCCGUCGGCAACGUCGCUGGUUUUCGCAGCACCGCCGCAAUAUUGUGCCGACGGUUUUCAUAGCGGAGCGAAUCGGCCGACUGUCAUCGAACGCGACGCGAACAGAUCGUUACCCGCGUUCGCGCGCCGGAUUUUUCUCUCUCGGCACUUUAAUAGUUUUCCAACGAGACAUUAGCGUUUUCGAACGGUAAUGUUAUUCGCGCUCCGUGUGUCCGCCGGGCGCGAAUCUACUUUGGCCCACGCGUUCGCAAGACGAAACGGACGAAUGCACGUGUAGCGUCCUCCCGACAAUAAAUCCGCUGUCGUUGAAACGGCGACACGAAACUGAUCGCAAUUUUCGAUAAAAAAAAAAUCGGCCAUCAACGUCCCAGGCGCACGACAUAAAGUUAUUAUACCCCCGAAAAGAACAUAUUUUGUUCGCGGGUACAUAUCUCAACAGGGUUGCGAAAUGUUUCAAUCGAUUCUCUGUGUUCAAAACGUUUUAGACGUAUCAAACGUUUUGCUGUUAUAGAUUGUUUAAAACGCGUUUAUAAUAACGUUCAAAAGUUAAAUUGAAAUAACUAAUACCUAAGUUCCGGUUAAGGGAAGACAAUAAAAUAUUUUUUACACAGACCCUAUAAGUUCUUAAAAUAUAAAUGAAAAUAAACACAACUCCUUUACUCACUUUUGGAUAAAAAAAAAAGUAGCGUUUUUUUUUUUUUGUUUUUUUAAUCGUCGUUUUGUUCUCGAACCAUAUUAAUGAUAAAAUUCCAUUUACAAUUAACUGUUAUUAUUGUAGAUCGGAUUUAUACUCUCCUGUAAUCCACAAAAAGGCGCUUUAAAACAUCAACAAAUCUCUGCAAAAAGUAUUUACAAACAUUUAAGAAUGGCAAAAACGAUAGAGGAAUUCAUAUGUCCCCCAUCCCCCACUAAUGACUCUAACUUAUAAAAUUGAAUUUUCCAACAUUACAAAAUAAAAUCGUACGUAUUAUAAAAAGAAAAAAAAUUACAUUUUAUUAUUCGUUUUUGUGGUAAUGGAAAAUUUUAUUUAUAAAUUAAAUCCGUUAGACGGUGCGAGGGACUAUUAAAUCCCUCUAUUAUUUUUGCGUUUUUACAUAAUUUUAUUCGAGGCCUUUUGACGUUUUCGAUUGCAUUUUUGCGGGUUUUAAGAACAUAUCAAUCCGGUCCCUACAGACACUAUACAAUAAAAUACGGAAAAUAAACAAAAAAAAAUUGUUAAAAAAACAAACUGAAAACUGGUUUUUUUUUCUUUCUUCGUUCGCAACCCCGCGUAUUGUCAUCAUUAAUGUUAAUGUCGGCGUUACGUUCGCAUACGCGUAAUAUUAUAAUAACGUACGAUUUUUCCAUUAGGUACGCCGCCGUCAACGUCACCCCGCAAACACGAGGUCGGCGGCCACGCGAACGUCGACGACAAACAAAACGUGUCCGCGUCGACGCCGGUGAAGAACGACCGGAGCGCCGGCCGUAUAGACAUGAGCGCCAACAACAUAUCGCCGAUACACGGUUUUCGUCCGGGACGCGGGACGCCGGCGGCGGCGGCGGCGUACGGCAGUCCGACGCCGCCGGCCGCCGACCGCCAACACGUCCGGUUGCCGACGUCGUCGCCGUCGCGGCCAAACGACCGAGAUCGGUCGUCGACGGCGGCGGCACCGACCGCCGGCGUCGUCUCGGACCGCAGUCCGGCGACCGAACGCGACGCGAGGCCGGCGUCCGGGCGGUCGGCCAUGGACCUGUACGCGGCCAUACACGAGUCGAAAAAACGGUUGCUCGGCCAACAGCCGGCGGCGGCCGUCGCCCGCAACAACGCCGCCGCGGCACCGACGUCGCCGCCGCGGCACCAACCGCACCAGCAGCAGCAGCAGCAGCGGCUCGCGCCGUCGUCGACCGGGUCGCGGACGCGCGACGACCGGUCCGCGCGGUACGACUUCAAACGGCUCCUUUUGCAGACCAACAUGGCCGGCGGGAGGCGAGCUCAACAGUCGGCCGUCGCCAGGCUGCAGCAGCAACCGCCCCCGAGGGCCGGUCCGCCCGUCCGGGCCGUCGCCCAUCACUCGCCGUCCGGGAGGAGAGGGCAUCAUAUUUUAUCGUCGCCGUCGUCGUCGCUAUUGUCGUGGAAGUCGAACGUUCUCUCUUCGACAAUACAGGAAGAUUGUCGCGAAGACGAGGACUACGAUUUCGGACCCGGCGACGACGGAGACGGCGGCGGCGGCGGCGGUGGCGGCGACGGCGGCGGCGGCGGCGACGGCGUUCCCAAAUCCGCGACCCUCGUCAACCGCACGCUCAAAGGCCUGCAGACCGCCGCCGCGGCCGCGUCGGCUACGCGUUCCGCUCUGGAAACGGCCCUCUGA